AUGUCGCAAGCAUGGUUGGCAGUAGUUCUGAGCGGAGAGAAGGGUGAGAAUUUAUUAAGCAGGUAAAUUCAUUUGAGAUUGGUCUGGGUGACUGCCAGCUCUGAUGGGCUGGACGUUCUAGUCUGUUGGGAAUUAACAGAGUAAAUUGAGGAUAGGCAGUUGGGGAUUUGGAGGGGUGAGGGAGGUGCAGUGGGGGUGGGGGGAGGGCAGAAACCAGAGAAACCAGAAACCUGAAUAUUAAUACCCAGUAUGUUGUUAAUACUUGUCUGGUGAAGAUCAGAGGAAGGGAGCCAGUUUCCACAAGCGAAACUAUCCAAGCAGCCAGAAGUACUACCAGAGGACAUUUCUGGGUUCAGAGACAGAUUGACCCCAAUUGCUGGGCUGGAUUGUGGAUGUAUUUGGCUGGGGUUAAUUUGGCAAGCCACUUCAGAAACUGUGUUUUGGGUCAUCGAAUCAUAGAAUUGUGGCGUUGGAAGGGACCCUCAGAGUCAUCUAGUCCAACCUCCUGCAAUUCAGGAAUCCUGCUCACAGCUGUCCCUGGCUGGACUCGAACCACCAACCUUCUGGUUAACAGCCAGAUGCCAUUGUCCCAUUUCAUAAAAUUUGUACACGGCUUGACUGUUAAAAACCCUCAAAGCAAAAAAAUUCACAACCGUACUUUAAAGCACACAAAAGUUAAAAUGCUGAAACGGAUUAAAAAAACCGCAACUUUCUAAGCAUCUGCGUAGGCUUGCCUAAGCAAGAAUGUUUUUAGCAGGCACUGAAAAGAGUACAGUGAAGGUGCCUGCUUGAUCUCAACAGGCAAGGGGUUCCAAAGUGCAGGCACUGCCACACUAAACGACUGAGUUCUUGCAAAUGCGGAAUGGGUGUUAUGUGGGCCAAUUCUGCUGAUCGAAGUGGUUGAGCAGGCACAUGUGGAGCAAGGCGAUCUCAGGUAAUUGGUCCCAAGUUGUUACAGUCAUACCUCGGGUUACAGCCGCUUCAAGUUGCGUUUUUUCAGGUUGCAGACCGCCGAAACCCAGAAGUACCGGAACAGGUUACUUACGGGUUUCGGCAGUCGUGCAUGCACAGUAGUGCUAAAUCACGCUUUGCGCAUGUGCAGAAGCACCAAAUCGCAACCCGCGAGUGCGCAGGCGCGGGUUGCAAACGCUGCGGGUUGCGAACAUGCAUCCCGCAUGGAUCACAUUCGCAACCUGAGCAUCCACUGUACUAAUAAAAACGCUUUGAUCCUGGCCCAGUAGCAAAUCAGCAACGAGUGCAGAUCUCUGAGCAUAUGCGUUAUAUGAUGACAAGGCCUCACUCCUGUCAGCAAUCGUGCUGCAGCAUUCUGCAUUAACCGCAGCUUCCGGAUCAUGCAUAAGGAAAGCCCCACACAGGGCAGCCCUCCAGUCUUGAAGUAACGAAUGCAUAAAGUACCAUGGCAAGGCUUUCCCCAUCCAAGAAUGGCCGUAGCUGUUAAACAAGCUGCAGCUGGUAAAAGGCGCUACUAGCCAUUGAAGCUACCUGAGUCUCCAGUGACAGAGCUGGAUUCAGAAGCAGCACCCCAGACUGCAAAAAUCAGGGGGAGUGCAACCCCAUCCUGACCAUUUUCUCAGACACAGGAACAGCUUACUCACAGUGCAUAGUACUGUGUACACAGUAUUCCUUUAAUAAAUCAACAAUCUCAGUUUAAGGUUUAUCCUGUUUCUAGUGUUGGUGUCUGGCUCUCACACUUAAGCCUUCUGUACCAGGUGCUAGGAGGUUUUUGAAAACGUUCAGAGUGAAUUGGUGGCAGUGGAAAAUGAAUGAAGAAUGGAUAAGCAAAAUGGUGUUUAUCCAAGAGAGGCUGAGGGAACCAGCAUCCCUGAUAUAUGGCGUGGCAUUGCAUGUUCGUCCACCUUCAAAACACAUCUCCAAGCACAUCUGCAGACUGUUUAUUCUUCUUCAGGGAAUAAUGAAUGAAGAUGAAUCACAUCUAAAGAGACCAUUUUCCACCAUGACCCUUGCUCUGCUCUGCCAGAGGACAGGCUGUUAUCUGGCUGGUUGAGCAGACCCGGGAACCAAAACACUGGCAUAACACAAAAGGAGUCAAAUGUGAGUAACUCUGGAUUGUUUAGACUAGACAGCAGAGCGCCCGAGCAAUGUAUUCAGGAGAGCAAUGGAGAUGAAAUCAGAGCUUUUCUACAAAUGUGCGUUUAUUGGAAGAAUAUAUUAAAAGAAGCAAUUAACUGAUGGACUGUUGAAGCCUUUCAAGGAACAGAGAGAGAAAGCAGGGUUGUGGUAUGGUGGUGCAGUUCAGCUUCAGAGGAGGUGGAGGGGAAUGGGGGGAAAUGCAAUUUGAAAGGGAGAAUUAAAGAGGGAGAGAAAUUGUACCUAUCUUUCCUUUAGGUUGCAUUCAAAAACCAAGGGCUUAGAAAUACAUACACAGCUGGGAGCUUAGGGCAAAUCAGUAGUGGCCAGUAGGACUGGGCAGAAUCAUUCAGCCACCCUCUUAACGCUGGUGACACUGCAGCUUACCUGGGCAGGGCAGAGUAGAUCAGCAGCAAGGUUGGGGCUGUAGCAUCACAUUGCAUGAAACAUCAGAUUGGCAGCGGUGGUGCACCAGUGCACCCCAGACCUCACCAUCCCCUUGCCACACCCCAGCCCCAUCCAGGUAAGCUGCAGUAGUAUCACUGUUAGGGGGGAUAGAGGAUUUUGUCAGGAAACCUUCAAACUGAAUUUGCCCUGGUUAGCUAGGUUUCUGCUAGUUCACCUUUUCAGGCGAAAGCACCCGUAAAGGGCCACCUUAAAUGGGCAGGAGAGAUCCCUUUGUGCCAAGUCAUUUUAAACCAUUUUUAAUACAGUGGACUCUCGUGUUUCAAACAUAAUCCAUGCGGUAUACAGGUUCGUAACCCGCAGCGUCCGCAACCCGCAGCGGCGCAUCUGCGCACACGCAGGUUGCAAUUCAGCGCGUCUGUGCAUAAGCAAAGCGUGACCGCCAAAACCCGGAAGUAACCCGUUCCUGUACUUCCGGGUUUUGGCAGUCUGCAACCUGAAAAAACACAACCUGAAGCGUCUGUAACCCGAGGUACGACUGUACUGCGUUGCAAUAGGGCCGGCGCUACCAUGAGGCUUUCUGAGUCAGCAGCCUCAAGCGGCACUUGUCAUGGACUGGCUGGCUGAAGAGGGGUGGCGAGAGGCACCAGCUGGGGAACCCUCAAGGGAGCUCCCAGGGGAAGAAGGCUCAGAGCCAGGGGAUUGGUAGUGGGGCGGCAAUGUGUGCUUGGAGAGAGAAGGAGCAGACUGGGAGGAGAUGGUGUUAGCUGAAGAAGCAACAGGCUUUAGUGCAGGCAUAGGCAAACUCGGCCCUCCAGAUGUUUUGGGGCUACAAUCCCCAUCAUCCCUGACCACUGGUCUUAUUAGCUAGGGAUGAUGGGAGUUGUAGUCCCAAAACAUCUGGAGGGCUGAGUUUGCCUAUGCCUGCUUUAGUGAGCAGGAAGAGGUUGUGGCAGAGAGCAGCCCAGAAUCAGAGGCAGAAGUGGAAGCUGGAGAGGAGGUGGGCCAAGGGGCAGAGGUGAGUCGGGCUGGUGAAGAAGCCAGGGGGGGUCUCCCCUUCCUGCUUGCAACCAGUUCCCUCCACCACUGGUCUCCCAGAACCUUCAGAGGUAUGAAGAGGGCAGAGCAAAGACAGGCAAGAAGAAGGAGCCUCAGGUUACUUGGGAAAGACCUAGGGUGGGGGGAGACGUAGAGAGCUGCGGGAAGCUGGGACCUUCAGUCCUUGCAACUGUCUCAUUGGGGCAAGACCUACUGGGAAGAGUUGCUAUGCUCACUAGGCCUUAGCUGUAUUUGUUUCUUUAAACAGAGAGUUAAGUUCACUGGCUCCUUGUGAGUUAUUGCUGACCUACUCCCAAUUCCUGCCUCGACACACUCUGGGUGGGGCAGCAAAUUUGCAUCUGGGUACUGUGCCACCCUGCUGCCUGCUUGCUUGUUUGCAGCGGCAACGCCUCCUCCAUCUCCCUGGAGCAGUUUUGGCAGGAAAGAACCCUCCUUUUUCCUUCUCCUUUUUGUUCCCCUUGCUUUCCGGCUUUCUCUCACCCUGCCACUCUUGUUCCCCAUCUUGUCCCCGUGGCUUUCCUACUUUCCUUCUCCUCUCCCCGCUGCAUUUUCAUUCUCCGUUUCACCCCCCUGGCUCCCCCGUUUUCCGUCCCCAUUUUGCAACCCUGGCUUUUCUGCUUUCAGUCAUCAUCAUCAUCAUUUUUAAUCUGUAUACUGUCUUUCUAUCUUGCAAUACUCAAGGCGGUUUACAAGCUGAAGAAACAAAAAAUGUACCUCUUAUAAUAAUCUAAUGCAAUACAAAAAUGUGAUAAUAAAACAUAACUUUAAAACAGGCAACCUACAUCAAAAAGUAGCAUUCAACAAUCAUUAGAAUAGUAUUAAAUAAUAAUGACAUAUAAAAGUUAAACCGAAAUCCACUCAACAGUUACAAUAAAUAAUUUCUAAACUAGAAUCAAUAAAACAACGGCAAGCCACAGUACAUAAAAUAAUACAAUACAAAUUGAGAAGCAGAGACUAGAGGGUGUGGCAAGGCAGGUGGAAAGAGGCCUUGCCUGAUGGAGUCUCUCCCCUCACAGUUCUUCCUUCAGGAACAGCUCCCUUAUGAGGACUCCUAGGGUUGGAGGGUGGGGCAAGGCAGGUGGAAGGAGGCCUUGCCUGAUGGAGUCUCUCCCCUCACCAUCAGUCAAAGGCACUCAAGGAGGGUACAAAGCAGGACUGGAGAGAGGGUGGCCGGAGUCCUAACGGAGCAGCCUCUAGGUCUGCGUUGGUCUCUGAGCCUGAUAUUCUCUAUCCAUGCUCUAAAGCAGGCUUCCUCAACCUCGGCCCUCCAGAUGUUUUUGGCCUACAACUCCCAUGAUCCCUAGCUAGCAGGACCAGUGGUCAGGGAUGAUGGGAACUGUAGUUUCAAAACAUCUGGAGGGCCGAGGUUGAGGAAGCCUGCUCUAAAGCAGCACCUUUAGCAAACUACAAUUCCUGUGGGCUGUGCCAUUUUCUGUUUUGCCUCAAGCAGCAAUAUGUCUUGGGCCUGCCCCGGUGAACUCCGUGUGGUUUUCUUUUUCAAUAUGAAAAGGAGCACAUUGUUUUAGCUCAGUCAUUCUUAUGUUUCUGUUCAAAUACUGAGUUCAAGUAAACGUAUUCCUACGUACGCGUUCAGAGAGUUUCAGUCUUGCUUGAAAAUAAAUCUAAUUGAUUUCCUUAUGGAAAUUAGUUUUAAGAAAGUAUACUUAGGAUUGCAGAUUGAGAGAUGAAAACAGUAACAUCUGAACAUGGUUUGGUGUAACAAUAACCACACACAGAUACUUUUAAUUUUUUGAAUUGGGGGGGAAGAGGUAAGGAACUGUUAUGGAAGUAGCCAAAAGCCUUCAGAAGAUUUAGGUAGACUUGGUCACAAGUGCUGAAAGCACUCAACAACAGCGUGGGUCCACUUGAGAUUUAAGGGACUGAAAGUCUUUUCAGGGCUGCUGCUGAAAUGUCUGAUUUGCUUUUGGCAAGACCAGCUCUUUUGCAAAAUCUGAUUGAGUACAAAACCAUCUAAUCCACCAACCUUGAACUUCAGCUGUUGACUUGCCAAUUAAUCCAGCUUGAACUUUCAGUUUGCUAAACAUCAAACUAACGUAACAAAGCCAAAGCCAUUUGUGUACUUAAAGUGAACCUGAGGACUCAGCUAAAGCAAAAUCUGAAUGAUUUCCAUCCGUUGAAAAUAUCAGUGUACGGUAUAUUUCAGCCUUAACAAGGAGGAGUUAAAAACUCUUAAGAAUAUCACAAACGUGGUUGGCCCUUUUGUUAAGCAGACUGAGGCAGCUGCCUCAGGUGGCAAAUGAUGCAGGAUGGGGAGUGUGGGCAAAAUGUUGAAGGGCAGAGUUGUGUUUGCACUGCAUGGCCUGCCACCCACCCACUAAGCUAGCCCACUGCCUUCAGAUAUCAUGGAAGAUGCCAUUGCAUCAUCACCAGUGUUGAAAUUAGAUUUAACUGUCAAUCCAGCUUCUUUCUGUAUAUGAAAUUGUUGAGAAGUAUGUUGCCCUUCACCUCAGGCAGCAAAAUGCCUUGUGCCAGACCUGAUUUCAAAAUAAAGGAAAGAAAUGAUCACCUAAAAGCACCUCGAACCGUGGCUCAAGCUUUGGUGUGGUCAAGAAGGGUUGGAUCUAUGAAGGUAUGGAGUGAAGUUGUAAAGGUGUUCCAAGGGUGUUUUCCAGGCCCUAUGCUGGUUCUGAGAGGCAUCCUAGGCCGGGAGAAGGGCUCUUUUUAAGGCAAUCUUCACCAAUAUGGCAUCUUCUAAAUGUCUUGGACUACAGCUCCCAUCAGCCCCAGCCAGAACAGUCUGACUGGCUGAGGCUGAUGGGGGCUGUAGUCCAAAAUACCGAGAAGGCGCCAGGUUGGUGCUGCUGGAAAAGGAAGAUGGCAAAGUCUGGCUUCCUGUCUGUUUUUGAGUGGCCUUGCUUCACCACCCUCAGCAGCAGUCUUUGCAGAGCUGCCGCUCAUGUGACAAUGCUGAGAACCAUUGCAAUGGGCAGGGUGCGACCCCUAUCAUAGGGAAAACAAACAGAAAAGUUAGAAACGGGUCUUCUAUGGGCUGAUUCCAGAGCAGCCCGGCUUCCUUUCCUUGACCUAGACAGGAAGUUUUACCAUAGAUGUUAGAGGACCCAACUCCAUUGUCUGGUAGAAAAGAAAACUUCACAUGCAGUGUUAGCUCCCCUGUGAGAAGUGAGAUAAAGGCUAACUCCCAGUUUCAGAGGGCCUGGUCCAGCCCCCCACCUCCCCAAGCAAAAGUUUCUCACCCCAAGACCUCCACCCCUCAAUUUUGGAAAGGCAAAGAAUUAAAGCAGACAUAGCACUGAGUUGGGAGUGGGGAAUGCAAAUUGCAGGUGGAUCAUUUUAUGAGUAGAGUUUGAUGCAGAUUGGUCAUUUUAUGUUUGGAGAUAGCCCUCAUUUAGCUGAUAAGGGGUGUGUGAGCUUGUGUGGUGGACAUGAUAGUGUGGGGUGGCUGGCCACACCUACCACUGCCAUGCGGCCCCUAGACGGUUUUGGCCCCUGAGCCAAUUAAAAAGUUAGUCACCCCUGGUCUACACGUUCAGUUAGUACAGUGGUACGUCGGGUUAAGUACUUGAUUCGUUCCAGAGGUCCGUUCUUAAACUGAAACUGUUCUUAACCUGAAGCACCACUUUAGCUAAUGGGGCCUCCUGCUGCCACUGUGCGAUUUCUGUUCUCAUCCUGAAGCAAAGUUCUUAACCCGAGGUACUAUUUCUGGGUUAGCGUAGUCUGUAACCUGAAGCAUAUGUAACCUGAAGCGUAUGUAACCCGAGGUACCACUGCAUGUGGAGACAGGAUUGUCGCCCCUGGCCUCACCUACAAGCUCCAAACAUUCAAGUGGUGAUGAGAAAGGGUUCUACAUGUGUACGAUUGAAUGCACACAAGCCCCCCUCGGGUGUUAGGAUUCAGAGUAAACCAAACACAUGAGGUGGGCAGCAAGGAAAAGCACGCUACCGCUGCCCUUGCCCUAAACUUGUGGAGGGUAACUGGUCUGAAGUGGAGAGGUGGGGGGCGGGCCUUCAGCACUUGUGGAGGCUCCCUGAACAUUGAUUUUCCAGGUUUCUAAAGUGCAUAAGGAGCCUCACUGCAAAUUGAGGGUAACCCAAAUGACCAGGAAAGGGCAGAACUAGGCCUCUCAACGCUGCUGCCUGCCCCUUCAUAACACAUGAAGAGGGUUAUUGCGCCAGGUACAUAAAGUGCCUAUUUGUGCACAAUAGCGCCUGUUGUCGCCUUCAUCUGAACAUGUGGAGGAGACCAGGGAGGCAGGCCAGCCAGCAGGGUCCUGCUCCUACUCUCAGAAUACAUAACAAAGGUGAAAACAGAGCUAUUGUGAGGUGGAAGAAUUAUGAUGUGGUGGCAGAGCCGAGUGUGCCAUUUCAUAUUGCAGGCGGGGAUGGCCCUUUAAAAUGUUUCCUUAAAAAAAACACCACGCACAUUUGCAAAAGUCUAGCACAUCAGAGGAGGUCUAGCUCAGAGUGUUCCCAGCUGUACUCAUUUGGGACUUGAAGGGGAGGAAUUAUUAUUCUUUGACGCAAGGCAGCAAUCCUGAAAGGCACCCACCACCACCUGCAGUCUGAAGUGGUACUGUCCAUUAUGCCACCUCAGAUCUCUUGUUACUUCUGCCUCUGCAGACCCAAAGCCUAAACUGCUGCUCUUAGGGAACAACGUGGGAGUGGGGCAGUUUACCCCUGUCUUGGUGCCAGCAAAAAUGUUUUCCUUUUUCUUUUUCAAGUGGAUAGCAUCCAAGGUACUGUAUUCCAUGAUGAAGUCCCUGGAGCAGAGGUACAACACAAACACACCCACCCACGUGGUAAAAGGUAAAGGGAUCCCUGACCAUUAGGUCCAGUCGCGGACGACUCUGGAGUUGCGGCGCUCAUCUCGCUUUAUUGGCCGAGGGAGCCUGUGUACAGCUUCCGGGUCAUGUGGCCAGCAGGACUAAGCCGCUUCUGGCGAACCAGAGCAGUGCACGGAAACACUGUUUACCUUUCCACCGGAGCGGUACCUAUUUAUCUACUUGCACUUUGAUGUGCUUUCCAACUGCUAGGUUGGCAGGAGGCAGGGACCGAGCAACGGGAGCUCACCUCGUUGUGGGGAUUUGAACUACCGACCUUCCAAUCGGCAAGCCCUAGGCUCAGUGGUUUAGACCACGGCGCCAAAUUUAGGGGAUAGUAUGGCAGUUUUCAUUUCAUAGUGGUUAGAGUGUCUGAUUAUUAGCUGGGAGACCAGGAUUCAAAUCCACACUUGGCCGUGAAGCUCACCUUGGGCCAGUCACUGACUCUCAGCCUAACCUGCCUCACAGGUUUGUUGUGGGGAUUAAAUCAGGGGUACAGCAUGUAUGCCACCUUGAGCUCCUUGGAGAAAAAGGUGUCAUAUAUGAAGGAGAACUACCUGAAAAUGAUUUACAGAUGGUAUUUAACUCUGAAUAGGCUUGUUAAGAUAUACAGUAUAAGACUGAAUCAGAUAAGUGCAGGAGAUGCAAUGGGGUUGAGGGUACAUUCUUUCAUAUGUGGUGGGCCUGUAAAAGGGUAAAAGAGUAUUGGGAAAUAAUUUAUAAUGAAUUGAAAAAAAUGUUUCAAAGCACUUCCAAAAAAACCAAUCAAACAACCAGUCUUUUUUGGGGGGGAUAAUUCAGACGGAAAUUCACAGGUGUCAAAAAAGGUUAUUUAUGUAUGCCACUACUGAGGCCCGUGUUUUGUUAGCCGAAAAAUAGAAAAUGAGCGAGGUCCCAACUAAAGAAGAAUGGCAACUUCAACUGAUGGAAUAUGUGCAGCUUACAGACCUAACAUAUAGAAUAAGAGAACAAGAAGAAUAUAUGUUUAAAGAAGACUGGAAAAUGUUUAUUGAAUAUAUGGGAGGAAAUUGUGUACACUUGAAAUCGUUGGCAGCAUUAAGAUAAAUUCAACAGUGUAAAUAAGUUUUGAUGGAUGUAAUAAUGCAAUACUGAAUAGUUUAGUAAUUUAUGUAAAAUAUGCAGGGAUUUGUUAUGCAAAAUGAACCAUGGAAAGAGAAGAAGGGAAGUCACUGAUACAUAAAGGUUGUUUAAAUGAAUAAUCUAAAUUGUAAAACAGUAAGUUUAAUAAAAAUUAUAUAUAUAAAAGAGAAAAAGGUGGCAUAUAAAUGCAACUAAAUUAGGAAGUUGUGAUCAAGAACUCUGCUUCCCUUUUGCUUCAGAUUUCUUGAGCACUACAUACUUGCCUCAGACAUCCUGGGAUGGAGUCUGUGGCCAAUGUACGUUCAAGUUGAUAAGCGCGUUCCUAGUUAGGUAAUCACAAGACAGGGGGACAAAUUUUUAGGUUUUUAAGCUAAUAUAAGUAGAUUUAAAAUAAUUAUUUGGAUAUUUAAACUCUGACUCCUGCCCCAUUUGUGGUACCUUCAAAACAAAGAUUUAGUUGAUCUAUGUAGGCUUUCCCAAACUUGGGUCUCUAGCUGUUUUUGGACUACAACUCUCAUCAUCCCUAGCCAGCAGGCUCAGUGGUCAGGGAUAAGGGAGUUGUAGUCCAAAAAACAGCUGGAGACCCAAGUUUGGGAAAACCCUGAUAGGAUGGUGGAAGGAGGCAGGAAAUCUGACCAUUCGGUUAGUUGCCUUAAGCAACACAUCAAAGGCCGGAGACCCUCUGGGACUCCAGUUCCCGUCAUCUGUGACCACUGGGUCUAAUGGGAGUCGAAGUCCACCAACAACUCGGAUGAGUUGGGCAUGUUUAGCCUGGGAGCUGGGCAUGUUUAGCCUGGAGAAGAGGAGGUUAAGGGGUGAUAUGAUAGCCAUGUUCAAAUAUAUAAAAGGAUGUCACAUAGAGGAGGGAGAAAGGUUGUUUUCUGCUGCUCCAGAGAAGCGGACACGGAGCAAUGGAUCCAAACUACAAGAAAGAAGAUUCCACCUAAACAUUAGGAAGAACUUCCUGACAGUAAGAGCUGUUCGACAGUGGAAUUUGCUGCCAAGGAGUGUGGUGGAGUCUCCUUCUUUGGAGGUCUUUAAGCAGAGGCUUGACAACCAUAUGUCAGGAGUGCUCUGAUGGUGUUUCCUGCUUGGCAGGGGGUUGGACUCGAUGGCCCUUGUGGUCUCUUCCAACUCUAUGAUUCUAUGAUCUCAGCUUCCUCACCCCCCCUAUGCAGGGUGCAUCUUAAGUUAUUUACUGCAUAACAUUUAUACACCGCUUGACUGCUAAAAAGUGGCUGGUGCAACCCAGCCAGAUGGGCGGGUUACAAAUAUUGUCAUCAUCAUCAAAACCCAACCGAUCAAAGCGGUUUACAAAAAGAUCGAGACACCCCAAAGACCAUUUUUUGGUGGCAUGGCUUUCGCGGACUCUCCAAAGCUGAUGCCGUGACAUAUUUUUUUUAACCCUUUACGUGCCUCGAGACUUUUGGUUGAAUCCCCCUCUUCCCGUUUCCCCUCCGGCCGGGCGCAACUGCAACUGGCUGCAUUUACCCUCGGGUAAAAAAGCGUGCCGAGGAUCGCGGCCCUGUAAGCGGGGCAAAAAAAAACCAACUCCAAAACCUGCAUUUCCCUCCUUUCAUGCCAGCCUUUAUUGCUCGAGGCGCGCGGACACCCCACGGGCGAGUCUCCCUCUUUCUAUAAAUGGAUAGCAUUGCGUUCCCUUCCCCCCGGCGGCCUCCCCGCGCCUUCUCCGUCCGCCAGUGGGCGGGCUCGGCUCUCUCGCUCCUGCCCUUCUUCUCCCGCCCGGCGCCGAAGAAGGCGGUCCGCGGGGCGCCGGGCUCCUCCUCGCGGGCGGCGCGUCCUGGCGGGGCGGGCGGGCAGGAUUAGCUCAUCUCGGCCGCGGAGAGGCAGCACAGCGGCGGCGGCAGCAGCAGCAGCAGCCAGAGCGGCGGCCCCUCGGUAGCCUCGUCCUCCUUCCCGCCCGCCUCGUUGCGCGCUGCUUCCCGGCGCCCUCUCCCUCGGGCGGCGGCUGUGCGCACACGGACCCGGGCGCGCAGCAGCUCGUCCCCCUCCAAGCCUCCGGCGUUUCCACCCCCGGCCGGCUCUAUGGCUGUGUGCAAUGGAGACGCCAAGGUCAGUGCCGCGGCGCCGGCGGCGGGAGGGACGGGGAGGCGAAGGGGGAAGAGCGAGCGAGGCAGGCGGGGAAGGGAGAGCGGCGCCGCGGCCCCUCCGCCUUCCGCCGGCCCUGCCGGGCGAGCUUCCUCCGGGGGGCUUUGUGUGUGGCGGCAGCGGCGGCGGCGCGUCGUGCCGGAGGCGGGAGCCAUCUGGGGCGAAGGGCGAGCCCGGCUCCCCGCGCGGCUUCCACCUCCUUCUAGGGUGGCCCCCCACCCAGGCAAACACCCCCACGGAGCUUCGCCUCUUCAGGAAACGACACCCCUCUCCCUCUCCAUUUGCGCGGCGUCCCCCUUUUGCUUCACGCCGGGCACAUGGGGAGAAAAGGCGCGGGGGGAGGGGAGGAAGAGGAAGGGAGGGUGGCUGGCACCCGCUUCCCCCAGCGCGGGCACCCGGGAAGGAAGGAGCUCGCCGAGCGCCCGGCCCCCAAAGUCCGCGGUAGUCCCUCCCCUUCCCCUCCAGGCGCGUUCCCGCUGCCACUUGCCCCACAUGGGCUGUUUUUGCUGCUGCUGCGGCUGCUGCCUCCUUGCCUGGCAGAACGAGCCCCCCCCCCACUUUCUCUUUUUCUUUCUUUUCUUGCCCCCCACCCACACACCCCUAUUACUGGUCAAAGGAAGGCAAUCAGCCCCUAUGCCACUGGCAGAGCGGGCUGGAUUAUUAUUAUUAUUAUUUGGGGGGGGGAAGGAGAGAUAAAGAACUUUUGCCCAAGUCUGAUUCUUUUCGAAAGACCUCUUCCCCCUAUAAGCCUAAGCAAUGUCAGCUGUUUGUUAUGGGGCAGUUACCCGCCCCCCCCCGCUACCCCCCCUUUUAGUAGAUGGGGAUUUGUGUGUGGGGAUUUGUACCUGACGGAAACAGUGUUUAAGAAGUGUGGUGGGCUCGGCCAAGGUAAAAUAGCAAUACUUUUUUUUACUGCAUCCUCGUACUUUUGCAGUUGCCUGUAAGUUCUCGUAACACCCUUAAAACUCUGCUUAUGGGGAUGGUCAAAGGCUUUGCACAAUACUCUCUCUCUCUCUCUCACACACACACACUUUUGAGUGCAUGCUUGUCUGUAAAGUGUGUCUAACCCGUCUGAGAAACUUUGAGAACAGGGACGUUUUGAAAGCAUACUCAUUUUGAAAUUUUAAUUCUGGUACGGUAAGAAGUCUUGGAGGAAUUGCUCUUUCCUUCCUUGUUGAGCAUGGGUCAGGGGUGGGGUGGAGACAACUCUCCGGGUUCACCUUUGGAAAGUUUCACUCGUAUGCCCAAAUUGCUUCUAUGUUGUCUGAUGGUUGUUCCCCAGGGCACCCCAGAAUUAACUUGAAAGCAACACUUCCCCCCUUUUUGAUCCAGCAAAUAUGUUACAAGUCUGUGUCUCUCACACAACCCUAAUUCCCAAAUAAGAGUUUCCAGAACUUCGAAGCUCUGUAUAGACGGGCAAAGCUAGAUUUGAUUCAAAAGCAAUAAAGUUUAUAUUCUACCAAGCAGACUGAGGAAUGAUGCGCUGCAAUAUUAGGCUAUUUCAGAGGAUGCUAAUGAUGUGUACAUUUAAUAAAUAAUAAGCAGGAAUUGUAGUUUAUAAACAUAAGUGGAUUGAAAUGGCUUAUGUCUGUUGAGUCAGACCUCAUGGCCUUUUUUUCCUGUUAGAGAAAACUUCAUACAUUUGAUUUAGUAGCAGAGACGUUACUAGAUUGGGAAUAUGCUACUAGGUGGUGGGGGGAAAUAGUCAAAAUCCUAUUUGUCUAGACUGAAUCAAAUGGGCACAAUCUCUUUCCCUUGGAAUUCCCUUCUCUGGCUCUUCAAAUAAUCUGGGGAAGGGGAGUGUAGCAAGUUUCCUUACACUGAAUUAAACCAUUGGUCCUGCUAGUUCAGUAUUGCACACACCAGGUCUGCAGGAUUUCAGACAUGGGUCUCUCCCAGGCCUACCUGGGACUUUCUGCAUGCAAAGCAGAUGCUCUACCACUGAGCAAAUGUUUCAGAUUAAAGGCAUUAAUGGUAUGGAAGAGACAUCGUUUAUUUCAUAAUUUAUAAAGUGCCCAGAGAAUGCCCAAGCAGUGUGCAGAAAUAGAAAUAUAAAACCCAUUGCUAAAUGACCUGGUUCCAGCUCUACGGUCCUAUGAUUUUAUGAAGACCAAGAAACAUUAAAAGUAACAGAAAUAAAAUAGACUGGUUUGAGAAAGCACAGGAGAAAAGAAAACAGAUUAAAAAAACAGCACAGUGUUGGAAGUUGCUUCACUUUUGAGGCAGUGUUGGAAACUCAAUAUGAAUAAGACGUAGCUCAGUUGGUUAGUGCGUGGUGCUGACAACCUCCAAGGUUGCCGGUUUAAUCCCAUAAGGGAGAGCAGCAUAUUCCUGUAUUGCAGGGGGUUGGACUAGAUGAUCCUUAGGUUCCCUUCCAACUCCAUGAUUCUAUGAUAUACCCUGUUCUAUGAGAUAAUGUUGAUUUAAAGCAGAGUCCUUUCGUGCCCAGCGGAAGGAUGAGGAAAAUGUGUUACAUACUCUAUAUUGCUUUAUUUACAGUUCAAAGCUGGUAUAUUACAGAAAGACAUCUUGCCUCUGCAAGAGCAGAAAAUGCAUCCUCUCUCCUCGACAGCACGGAGAGAAUCAACACAGUGAAAAACAUGACACCAGAGAACGUCACAUCCAGUCUCCCUUUCCCGUGAGAAACUCCAACAGUACAGAUUGUGGAAUGUAAACACUUGUCUCGUGACAAGCAGAGCUGCACAGUGAAGGAAAGCAGAAACCAACAUCCUCCCCCUUUCUGUGAACAUCACUGGGCAGCGUGUUCGUACAGUAUCAGUACAAACCCAACUUUUGCACAUAGGUACAGUGUUGAUCCCUUGAUACAAUCUUGGACAAUACAUCAGCAGGAAUUUCAUUACCUGGCAUAUAGGACACCGUUACGAGUCCCUUCUGAAUACAUUCCCUAGCAUGCUGCAACUUUAAUUGCAAGUGCUUUGUGCUUUGCUCACAACCUUCAGACUUCAGCAAAGCUAAACAUGCUUUGUUGUCCUGGUAAACCUGGAUUGGACAUUUGACAGGAAUUUUCAUAUCUUUGCACAAUUGUACUAACCAUUCACAAUCCUUAAGUGAAUAAGACAGUGCAUUCAAUUCGGCUUCACAAGUACUUAAGCUAACUGUUGUUUGCUUCUUGCAUGACCAAUCAAACAGACUCUGAUUGUACAUGUAGCAAACUCCAGACGUACUUUUCCUGUCUGUAGCGUCACUUCCAAAACUUGCAUCUGCAAAUAUCUCAAGACCACCAGACUUCUGAUUGUUAAAUCUCAGUCUGUAAUGCAUAGUGCCUUUCAAAUACCGCGCUAUGCGUUUCAGAGCUUUCCAAUCCUUGACACUAGGAUUGUUGACUUGUCUGCUUAGCAAAUUACAGCUAACAGCAAUGUCUGGUCUUGAACAUCUGGCAAUGAAGUUUAGCUUGCCUAGCACACUCCUGUACAGUGUAGUGUCAGAAAAUGCUUCUUCAGUGUCAUCUACCUGAUAACCUGUUGUCAUCGGUGUGUUUACAGGGUUAGCAUCCAUCAGAUUUAGUUUGCUUAACACAUCAGCAAUUUUCCGUGACUGGUGUACUAGAAUGUUACCAUCUUGAUCUCUCUCUAUUUCCAGAGAUAGGUAGUUGUUUACCUCACCAAGAUCUUUCAUGUCAAAGUGCUCUUUCAGUUGAGCUAGGGCGCUAUUGUACAUUGCAACAUCUUUCCAAAAGAAUAAUAAAUCAUCAACAUAAAACAAACAGUACAGUUUCUUUUGCCCCUCCUCUUUGACAAAUACACAUGGAUCAGCUUUCCCUUGCUGAAAACCUAGAGAAAAUAAUACUUCAGUGAGUUUUGUGUGCCAACACCGUGCACUUUGUUUCAGACCAUAAAGGGAUUUCUUCAGAGCACAAACAAAUCCCUGUUUUACCUGUACGCCAUCAGGUGGAAGCAUAUAAAGUGAUUCAUCUAGAGAUCCGUACAGAAAAGCUGUAUUAAUAUCAUGGUGACUAAUGUGUAGAUUUUCCUCUGCAGCUAGCUUGAGCAUAAGCCUAAUGCUUUCAUAUCUCACUGUGGGUGAAUAGGUCUCGUGAUAGUCUUCACCUGGUACCUGUGCAAAACCUCUGGCUACCAAUCUGGCUUUGUGUCUGACUAUCUUGCCAUUUUGAUCUGUCUUCGCUUUGAAGACCCAUUUGCUUCCAAGCAGUUUCAUUCCUGGAACUACUGGAACUAGCUCCCAUGUUUUGUUCCUUUCUAAGGAAUCAAGUUCAGCUUUCAUGGCAUUUAACCAUGGCUCAGCUUCCUUUGAAUCCAAACCCUGGAUUUCUUGGAAAUUUGAAGGUUCAAAUACCUUCUUGGAGCUUUUAACAGCUGUUACUGCUAUCUUAGCAAACUCAUCAGCAAAUCUCUUUGGAGGUUUGCCUUUUGUGGCUCUCUGUGACCUACGAAUUAGCCUUAAGUCUUCAACACUCUCCUCUUCCUUCUUAGGAGAAAAACGACCUAUUGUGAACAAUGGUUCCUCCAAUUCUUGAUCAGAGCUUUCAGAGGGUCGCAUAGAGGCUUUCGCACUCUUGAAAUCCUCUGAAUCACCCGAUUCAGUUUCAGAUUCAGACUCAGAACCUUCAUCAGUGGGUGUGGGUUGUUGUUGUUGCUUUUGACUAUCCUCAGUCUCAUCACCGUCAUCAGGGUAACAUUGGAAAAUUCCCACAUUCUCCCCCCCACUUUGCAUUGUACUCAACACUUCUCGUGAGCUUAAUUGUCUUAGAGUCAGUCAUCAUUAUUCUGUAAGACCCUUUCUGAUAACCUAGAAAGAUACCAUGCAAUCCACGCUUGUCUAACUUGGAGUUUUGUGGUGAGCGAACCCACAUGUCAGAACCAAAAAUCUUCAUGUGUUUGAUGUAUGGCUUCUUGCCAAACAUCUUCUCAUAGAGGUACAUCCAAUCGCUGAAGAUAACCUGCGAUUGUAACUGUAAACAAAACACGAGAGAGAUUCGGCCCAAUAACUCUCUGGAAGAUUGGCAUCAUGCAGCAAGGUUUUUAAUCCUUGAAGCAAUGUCUGAUUUGCCCGUUCCGCAAGUCCAUUCUGCCAUGGCGAGCGAGGACUAGACAAAUCGUGUUGAAUUCCUUUCUCAGUCAGAAAAGCUUCAAACUGCUGAGAAGUGAAUUCCCCCCCGCGAUCACUGAAAAGAGUCUUUAUCUUCUUACCAUGCACAUUUUCCAACCAAGCACAGAAUUCCUUGAACCUAGGAAAAGCCUCCGAUUUCUGCUUGAGAUUGUACACAAAAAUAUAUCUAGAAAAUGCAUCAAUGAGAACCAUGAAGUAUCUAUUUCCACCCAAAGAGGGCGAUAGUGGUCCAACCAAAUCAGCAUGAACAACCUGGUAUGGUUCUGUAGCUUUCCUACUAGACACCUUACCUUUCGUAGCCAUUUUCACCUUGUUUGCUGCGCAUGCUUUGCACUUCAUGUGGUACCUGCAGGGUUUAAUAGUCAUACCUUCAACCAAGGCAGGCAUUUUAGAUACUGCCUCAAAAUUCAAAUGACCAAAUUUGCGAUGAAAAGCGUGAAUACAUUCUGCAUGCAAACUUUUGUUAGAACCUGCAAUGCAACAAGUGUCAUCCUGCACCACAUCAUCAUAAUACAAAAUAAACAAAUGAUCAACAUAUUCUGCAUGCAAUACAUAAUCAUUUUCUUUGUGAUGAUGCACUUCUUGUUCUUGAAGGAAACGUCAAUGUUCCGCUCAUUCAGCUGUCCAACACUGAGCAGAUUAUGUUUGGCGUCUGGCACGUAAAGCACAUUCUGUAUCGAUAAGUCCAAACUGUGAAGAACAACAGUUCCGUAGCCUUUACUGGGAAUAGUGUGGUCAUCCGCCUGGUGAAUCGCACCUUCCUGCGGUGUAAAAGACACAAACAGUUUCUUAUCGUUGCACAUGUGGUGGGUGGCCGCUGAAUCUACAACGAAGAAAGAUCUAGACGUCUUCUGGACCUCUGCAACCUUUGGAGUGAAGCGUGAAACCAUAGCCUUGUGCUGCGUUGUCCUAGACACCGGACCUUUGCCUUUGCCUCGGCCUUUUCCGCGCGAUGAGCUUUCGCUGCGCUGCUCUGUCUUGGCCCUGGGAUGUCUGCAUUCCCUCUUCAUAUGGCCUAGACGUCCACACGAGUGGCAUUUCACUGCCUUCAAAGCUUUGGCGCCAUCUGGUGGUUCCACUGCACUAUGGGAUGACGUCUGUGAAGACUCUCCCUUGCCCAUGCAGCUAGCACCCGGCGAUCUGCUUCAUUUAAAAUCACGGCAGUAACAAAGUCCACUGUCAGCUGAGCAGUUGGUUGCACAGCAAUCUGGGUUGCAACAGACUCCCAACCUGAACCCAAAGAUUGUAGUAUCAUGAAAGAAUACACAGCCUCUGGAAAGUUGAGUCCUCUCUGUUGCAGCUCAUGUCUCAGAUUUUGCAUCUCCAUCAGAUGUAAACGCACAUCUCCACCUUCAGCAAGAGCCAUAUUAUGCAGCUUGUUAAAAUAAAACAUAGUUGAUCCAGCUUCUGUCCUUAAGUGAGCCUCUCUCAGAGCGUCCCAAAUUUCUCUGGCUGAGGUCUUAUCACGCAAUAGACAGAGCUCUUCUGGGGAUACUAUCAAUGUAAGAGUUCCCCUUGCUUUGGAAUCCUUAGCUUCCCAUGCAUCUGUAACUGGAACUGGGGGGGUUCCUGUAAUCACCUCAAACAAACCCUCUUUCCGCAGAAUUGCCUCUGCAUACUGAACCCAGUCGCUGUAAUUUUUCUUGUUGAGCUUAGGAAUCCCACAAGCAUCCUGAAGGGCCAUCAUGACUCUGGCAUUAGCCUUCAGCGUCAUUAUAUGCUGCUUUAAAUCUUGCUGCGUCACUGCUGCAGCUGCCUCAUUACAAAGGCACACUUAAACGUUACUGGCGAUUUCCCCAGCAUAGUGACUUGUGCCUGGGAGCCUUUUGCCUAUUCCCGGCAAAACCGGCUUUAAAAGUUCAAAGUCCAGCCAUAAAGCCAUUAACUUGAAGCUGGCAGGCUGCCCGGAGCAGUAGCACAUACCUCAUCAAUCACUUCUACGCGCAGAGCAGAUUCCUUUCCGAUCCGUCCCUCUGCAUUCCGAUCCUUUGCCGGCACUCCGAUUCGACUCCUGGAGUCCAUAACCACGUGUUGAUUUAAAGCAGAGUCCUUUCGUGCCCAGCGGAAGGAUGAGGAAAAUGUGUUACAUACUCUAUAUUGCUUUAUUUACAGUUCAAAGCUGGUAUAUUACAGAAAGACAUCUUGCCUCUGCAAGAGCAGAAAAUGCAUCCUCUCUCCUCGACAGCACGGAGAGAAUCAACACAGUGAAAAAACAGGAAACCAGUGUACGUCACAUCCAGUCUCCCUUUCCCGUGAGAAACUCCAACAGUACAGAUUGUGGAAUGUAAACACUUGUCUCGUGACAAGCAGAGCUGCACAGUGAAGGAAAGCAGAAACCAACAGUUAGGUGCCAAAUGGCUCCUGAAACCGGGGAUACAGUUGGCAAAAUGUCUAGUUGCUAUUUUGGGGCAAGACAGUUCUAAAGUCUUAGAUGGACAGACUGUGAUUGAUUCUCAGUUAAACAUCUGGCUAGUUCAGAUGGUAACCUUGAGCUAGGUUAAGAGCUUUGAGAACUUAAAGAAGAAAAGCAACUUGAUCCAGGGACAGUCCACAUAAAUAUUGGCCUAUUCCGACCUCUCUUUCUUUUCCUGCUGCUCAGGCUGCACAGUAAAAGCAUUUUGGUUCCAGAAAUUCAUUUUCUGACUGUGCAGAUAAAAUAUAACAGAUAGAAUUCUACAGGAUGGGGUGUUAAUGUGUGAAAACAGUCCAGAUCCAAGGAUCCCCAGGCAUGCAUCUUCAGAUGGUGGAGAUAUCAGGCACCAUCCUGGCGCCCAGGCAUCUUCACUUGGUCGCAAGUGGUCGAAAGCCAGGUGCAAAAUGCACCUGGCUAAUUUCGAACACUGUUUUGAGACAAGAGAAUUCCAGAGAACUGGUGCAAAAACUUAAAGGACUUACCUGAGUCCCAGCAAGCUUCACCACACUCUUAACAAAGGUGUUGCAUGUUCUUGAUAGAUUACCCCAGUGAGCAUUUGUUCCAGAGGCUGGCAUUGCCUUCUUGUAAAUGCCUUGCUUGCCUUUAUAGACUUGCAGUAUUCUGAUCUGGUGGGUCAUUUUGUAUGGUAGAGAACAGUGGCUGCCUAGCUGAUGUAACCCACCUAAUUUUGCAAUGUGGGGGUGAAUGAGUGAAAUAAGCAUGUAUGAAUAAGAGUGAGAGUGAUCAGAAUACACAGCGCACAACCAGCUAACACCAACUGUGUCAACCGUAGCAUUUUUAUUGGACAUGUUCUUAGUAAUUCUGCUCUGUUUUCUCAUUUCUCCGCAGAAGAUUCGGCUACUUUUUCUUUGCACUUCCAGUUCUUAAGUGUAUACAGGUCACAACACAAAAAACUUUUGCAGCCUGAGCUGUGAAAGUGUUUAGUUUUCAGAAAGUUUUCCCAGACUAUGAACCUGUUAUAUUAGUAGAUUUCUCUCCAGUCUCUUCAUAAGGAAGCUUUGAACUCCUUGUUGCACAAAUCUUCUGACGAUUUUUGCCUUUGUUUCAGCCUGAUUCUGUGCAGGGUUUUGUGAACCCAUUGAAGUCAAUGGGGGUUGUGUAACUCACUUUGUACAGGAAUGCAGCCUGCCCUCCCUUUUAAAAACAUGCAUGUGUAUAACAUUUUAGAAAGCUUGUUUGCUGUUAUCUGCAUAUGCCUGGUAAUACUGGAGUUUUCUAAAUGCUUUCUGGCAGGAGGAACGAUGAGCAAGGUGUUCUCUAUGGCAUCUUUUAUAAGGCUGCUGUGUUCACUGACACUGACUAGGGUUAUCUAGUUAGAAUGCUAGGGGACUGUCCCCCUUCUUUCAAAACUUUUCUAGGGGGUAUGUCUUUCUAGAUGGUUUCAGGUAGCAGUUUAGCUUUCUCCAUGAUGCCUCCACAGUUUCUUCUUUGUGGCUAUGGAAAGUGGGUACCCAUGUGGUAUAUAAUAUAGCCGUUCCCUAGCCUGGUACCUAACAGAUGCUGUCAGACUACAACUUCCAACAUCUGGGACCAUUAGUGAUGCUGGCUGUGACUCUGGAGCUGGAAUCACAACAGUACCUGUGAGGGUCACAGUUCCUCAUCCCUGUCAUAACAUCCAAAUCACAAACUCAGUGGCAGUUCUGGUGCCAGUUUGACAUGGCUACAAGCCCUAGCAUCCUUGAGCACUGACCAUGCUGCCUAAGGCUGACAGGAGCUGCAGUCCAAGAGAUCUGGAGGGUACCAGAUUGGGGAAGCCUUGUAUAAUGUGUGCAGAUGAAGACAGACUGUUCUCUCCCCCUCCCUUGUGUUAGGGAAACUGAAUUAUCCUUGAUCAGCUGUAGUUUCCUGGGAGUCUAUGCUCAUAGGUGGGUGAGUGGGUACUGCCGCUGUUUUUGGGGAACUUGAACGUUAUGAUUUGGUCAGACUGAGCCCCCACCCCCUUUCCACAUUCAUCUUUGAAUCAAUUUCCCAAUUACUUCCUCUUGCCAGUUCCACGUUGGGGACGUUUGUUAUGACCAAGCCUUGUCAGGUACGAGGUUUGACAACUAACAGUCAUCGUGAUAAGUUAAACACAUAGCUGUCACUAGGGAAAGUAUAAGAAAUAUUCUCCACACGAUGUAACCAGUGGAUUUGCCUUGUAAAAAGUGAAUGUGGCAGAUGGGCUGUGGGAAGAUGCAUUAGAUACAGAGAACUGCUCCUGUAUGGAUGACCUUCCCUGUCCACCGCUAAGUUUCUCAACUUAGAAACAAAAGGGCAGGGGGAGAAUUCUGAUGAACAUUGGCAUCUGUGAACUCAGAACAGCUCUCUGAAUUGAGAUGAGUGAGCGUAUGUGUCAAGCAUGUCGAACGGACUUCAUUUAAUGCUGGGAAUCUGUUUGCCUUAAAUUGUUAAUUAUCCCUAAGUAUGCUGAUUCUGAGAAUGUUGUGGUCGGAAGGUCCAAAUCAAUCUUUAGCUGAUCUUCAGAGCCCUGUGGUUGAUAGUAUGUAGAAAUUGCACUUUUUAUUUGGGCUUUCGUGUCUGCCUCUGCCACAGCAAAAGCUUUUUUAACAUCACCUGGUCAAAUGGCAUUUAAAUUUACUUGUGAUACUCAUUUUUCAGUGCAAAAUAAUCUUGGAUGGUGGUGAAUAUGAUAAUUCCCACCCAUCCUUCUCUGUAAGUACCUAGGGUGGAUUACAGAGAUGUAAAAAUGCAACAUUAAAACCAGUUAAAACAAUCUAGAAUCAGAAGACGAAGCUGGGUCCUAAUAUAUAUAUAUAUCUUAGGUGUCAAAAAGCCAGAGUAAAGGAAGCCUAUGAUGAAAACUGUACAAUGAAGGCACCAGAUGUGCCUUUCUGGGGAGGAAAUUCCAUAGUAUAGGGGCAAGGUAAGGCGUAUAGAUUUGAUUUAUAUUUAUUUGAUGCCUUUAUUUCCCUUCUUCCUUUCCCAGCUACUUACAUAGCUAGUUAGCAUGCACAUGCCACACAUUCCACCCACCCACCAGUAAUGUGCUUUUGCUACACCAGUCCUGGUGUUUUGAGUGUUUUGACAUUAGAGCAAAGAAGGGGUUCCUUUUGCAGGGUAGGCUAGUAUAGGAUUGGGCUCUCAUCUUUGUUUCAAUUUGGGGUGUUCAUGAUCUCCAGAAUUUGCACAGGAAACUGCCAGUAAAGCAAAUCAUGAGAUGGCUUAAAAAAAAAUUUCAUCAUGUAAUUGGUUUGUUUGAUCAGUCACAGAUAACUGCAGACUUCUCAUGAAUGAGAUGAUUUAUUUCAGCGCGGACACUUGUGAUUUGAAUUAAUCUACACAAUCUGAUAUCUUGAAAAGGGAAGAAAAGGGCCUAUUGUAAUUUUAUUCUGACCUCCCUUGUCUCCCGUCACAGCCUUCUUUCCUGAAUGAAGUUUUUCAAUUCAAAUGUUCUUAGCUUGUUAAUGAUUUCCCUUUUAUCUAAUUUCAGUUGUAUUCGAAACUAUGUGCCAUGUAGAAUCCUACUAUUGCAGCUACUGACCACAGUACUCUGCAUUCACUUAGAGUGAAUCCACAUGAUGGUAUUAUGACAGGGGUCAGCAAACUUUUUCCGCAGGGGGCCGGUCCACUGUCCCUCAGACCUUGUGGAGGGCCGGACUAUCUUAUCUACCUACCUACCUACCUAUCUAUUCCUAUGCACACUGCAAGGGGGACAAGUAGUCCUCCUCCUCACCCACCCCAGCCACCUUCUUGGUUUGCCGCCUGCCUCAUUCGCCGAAGGGCUGGCGGUGUUGGCGCGAAAUGAGCAUCCUCCCCGCCUAGAGAAAGAAGGCGCUGUGCUUACUUUCCCAGGGGCUGCCGCCACCAUCACCACCACUGCUGCUGCUUCUCGUGAAGCGGGUAGGCAGAGCGAGCUUGUCCACUUCACUCUCUGGCCCACAGGAGCACCAGGGUGGUGGUGGCGGCGGUGGAAGAGGCUGAGUGGCGGAGGCUCUGCCAAUCAAACCAGUUGUGGCGUAUGAUUGGCAGAGAUGUCCCCACACCGCGCUGAGGUAAAGUAGGAGCGGUGUUUGAUUGGCAGAGCCGCCGCCGCUUGGCCUCUUCCUCCCGUUGCUAUUGCCAGGAGUCUUAGCUUCGCGGCAGGUUCUGGCUUCGCGGUGUGGGCCAGAUUUAGGACCUGGGUGGGCCUGAUCCUGCCCAGGGGCCGUAGUUUGCCAACCCCUGUAUUAUGACAUGAUUUAACCAUUCACCGUUCAAUCAGCCUGAGCAAUAGGCAACUUUCCUUAACUCCAGUGCAUGGCAAAUACAACCCAUGGUAUUGAUAUCCUGAAAGCAGUUUGCCUUUAUGAGACUUAAAAGUUUUGUUCCUUUGUUCUCCCUCCAUGGACAAUGGGCUGUUUCUGCGGUGGCUCCCUGUUUGUGGAAUGCUCUCCCCAGGAAGGCUCGCCUGGUGCCUUCAUUACAUAUCCUUGGGCAAACACAUUCCUCUUCAGCCAGACCUUCUAUGGCCUUUUCAACUGUGUGUGGCCGGGGUGUGUGUAUUAUUUUGAUUGUUGUUACAUUAUUAUUUUUUGUGUUUUUAUACUGUAAACCACCUUGCGAUCCUUGGAUGAAGUUUAAUAAAUAAACACUAAAUAAAUAAUAAACCUUAAUUGCAGGGGAGAACCUCUGGCUCACAGAGCUAAUUAGGCCUGCCAGGCCUCGGAGAUUGGCCCAUCAGGCAGUUUUUGGUAAACUGUAGCCACCGUCCUGGGCCUGACAUACAGUACAGUAUAUGACAUCAAGCGCAGGAAUGUUCAAGCUGUGACUUUAACCUUCAAGCCAGGGGUACAGAGGAAGGUGGAGAUUUGGGAGAGCACUCAAGUGUGCUUCCAUAUUUUUUUAAAAAAAUAAUAGUUCCACAAUUCUCAUCUCCUUAAUGGCUAGGUGAAAAGUGGCACUUAAUGGCAGGACAGCAGGGAUUUCCUUUCUCUAAUACUUCAGCGGCAAAAAAAUCUAGUUAAAGUUUGGUCAUGUGCCUCCAGUUGAUAUAACACUGGUGUUCUGUCAUGGCUCACUUUACAUUUUGCCAGUCUCAUAAUCGUGGCAAAGAGAUCAGGUAUACUCCUUGGUCUCUCCUCCUCCUCCUCCUCCUCCUCCUCCUCUUGUGUGUGUGUUUACAGCAAUUCUGUGCAACCCAUUAAAAAGUUCUCUGGGCAGUUCACAAAUAAAAGUUGAAACAACAAAGUAUAAAAAUAGAGCCCUUGCUAAAAUUGAACCCUAGCCAUAGUUUGUUUUAUCCAGAAUCUGAAUUCAGUGGCUUCAAACUUCAAAGUUCAGAACUACCUAUGUUAGAGUUCAGUUUGCUUAAGUUGUGAUGUUAACCAUAGUUAGCACGCAAGAGGAUGGUAAAAAGAAAAGGACCCCUGGAUGGUUAAGUCCAGUCAAAGGCGACUAUGGGGUGUGGCGCUCAUCUCGCUUUCAGGCCGAGGGAGUUGGUGUUUGUCCACAGAGAGCUUUCCAGGUCAUGUGGCCAGCAGGACUAAACUGCUUCUGGCACAACAGAACAUCAUGAUGGAAGCCAGAGCUCACGGAAACGCCGUUUACCUUCCUGCCACAGUGGUACCUAUUUAUCUACUUGCACUGGCAUGUUUUUGAACUGCUAGGUGGGCAGGAGCAGGGACCGAGCAACGAGAGCUCACCACCGUCGUGUGGAUUUGAACCGCCGACCUUCUGAUCGGCAAGCGGUUUAGACCAUAGUGCCACCCAUGUCCCGUGCAAGAGGGAGACCACAAGUGGGGAAGGAGGAGAGUAGAAGGGAGAACGGAGAGGAAAUAAAAGUUUCUGGAAUAUUGUCAGCCACCGUUAGUGCUACUUUAUUAGGGGAAAGGAAUGUAAACGGAAGUAGAAAAACAAGCUUUGCCCAAUGCACCUCCCUGAAAUGUUCCAUUUGUGCUUGUAUGGCAGAAGAGCCUUUUGUAUUUUGUUUUGAAAACAGAUGUAGUACAUAAACACUGCAAACCUCUAAACCCCGAGGAUAUUGCUAUAUUUAAUCUUCUGUUACUUUUGCAUUUGGCAGUUAUAGUUACACACACACACACGUUACAAGAUUGCCUUAACACCCAGUCGAAAUCUGUAAUCUUGUAUCCAGUUGCACUCUUAUAAAAUCAAUUUGAUUAGAGUGAGAUGCAUGUGACACAUGACUGACUGCAGUAUUUUAAUGUGGUACCCAUUCCGUACCUCUUCCUUAAGAGCAUGCAUGGAAUGAUGCAUAGCAGCCUCAAUUUCUUAAAUCAAUAAUGAUUGCUUACAGGACCACCUCUGGUAUGCCCUGAGGAAGACCUUAAGGUCCACAAAUGACACUUUGGAGGUCCCGAGCCUCAUAGAGGUUAGAUUGGUUUCAACUAGGGCCAGGGCCUUUUCAGCACUGGCCCCAACGUGGUGGAACGCUCUGUCACAAGAGACUAGGGCCCUGCGGGACUUGACAUCUUUCCACAGGACCUGCAAGACAGAGCUGUUCUGCCUGGCCUUUGGUUUAGACUCAGUCUGACCCUUAUGUUUCCCUCCCCUUAUGGUCUUGAUUUAUCGGCUACUUUAAAACGAGGCUGCAUUUUAAAUUGCAUAUUAACCUGUAUUUUAAAUUGUCCCCCCCCCCUUAUGUUUUUACUGUGAUUUUUUUAUUGGUGUUAGCCGCCCUGAGCCCGGCUCUGGCCGGGGACGACGGGGUAUAAAUAAAAUUUAUUAUUAUUAUUCACAAAUGACAUACAGUUAAUUUUGUACAGUAUAAAGGAAGUGUUCUGUCUGUGAGUUUUCUUCUGAUUGCGGUCAGACUCUUAACUUUAAAAAAUUACUAAAGCGUGUGUCAGGGCUGCGCAAAAUUUGGUUUUCAACAUUGUGAUAUAUCACCAGCUAAAUAUUGUGUUAUACUGAUAUAUCACAAUGUCUGAAAUACGGAUGGAGCUGUGUAGAGGCAUUGACUGGCUUCACAGUUUUCCCUGCAUCCUGAUUUUUGCCAGUGACUGCUUUUGUGAUUUGCUGCCCACUGCAUGGAGCAGGGGACAGCUGAGCCAGAAGAGUUAACAGGGGCUUCAGGAAUUGAGAGAAGCAUUGACUGGCUUCACGGUUUUCCCCUCAUUGUGGUUUUUGCAUAGCACACACACAUGUCAUGAUUCGUGAUAUAUUGCCAGGUCAGAAAUGAUGAAACUGAUAUCACAAUAUGGACUUCAAACCAGUUUUGAAGCCCUAAUGCAUAGGUCAUUCCAGUUCAUACUGUGAAGGAGAGUAAUAUGGUAUGGGCAGACCUAUUUGUAUGGAAGUAGCUCCAUUUAUUCCCUUCAUGAGUGCAAUUCAUUUAUUUAUAUUUACCUUUAUACUUACCUUUAAAGCCCUAUGCGGCCUAGGACCCUCGUACCUACGGGACCGCCUCUCCUGGUAUGUCCCACAGAGGAACUUACGAUCUUCAAACAAAAACAUCUUGGAGGUCCCAGGCCACAGAGAGGUUAGGCUGGCCUCAACCAGAGCCAGGGCUUUUUCGGCUGUGGCUCUGAUCUGAUGGAACGCUCUGUCACAAGAGACUAGGGCCCUGCAGGACUUGACAUCUUUCCGCAGGGCCUGCAAGACAGAGCUGUUCCACCAAGCCUUUGGCCAGGGCACAGCCUGACUCCCUCCUUUGGCAAUCUUCAUAGAACUCUAGCCCAAUGGUUGCCAUCAAUUUGAUUUGAAUUAAUUUUAUAAUGAAAUGAUUUUAGAAUGUUGUAUUAUUUUAUUGUUGUUAGCCGCCCUGAGCCCGUCUUCGGCUGGGGAGGGCGGGAUAUAAAUAAAAAUUUAUUAUUAUUAUUAUUAUUAUUAUUAUAUCCAUCUAUCAGUCGCUUCCCUUGAAAUACCUCAAAGCAGUUUCACAAUAAAAACAAUUGCACAAUUUCACACACACACACACACAUAUAUUUAUAACAAUUAUAAACAAUUUCACAUCCUACACCACCUGAAUCUCUAAGCUACGCUUCCAGAUACAUCCACAAAGGUUGCUAAAAUACGCAUGUUAUUAGCCCAUCUGUCUCUGCAGCUAGUGCUAGUAAUUUAUUGUGACACAUCCUUAGCCUGAUUAGGGAUGCAGUCUCAUCUCAUUUCUAAAAUCUUCCCAUCCUGUUCACCUGAAAGUACGUUUUUGCCCAAGCUGAGUGGCUGUUACAGGCCUCCUCUUGGGUGACCCUUUCCCAUAAAAGUGUUGCCGAUUGCUAGAUGCUGCUUCUAGCAGAAGCAAUGGCAAAAAAGGAAGGAUGGAUUAGAGCCCUAGGAAGAGGUGCAAAAUGACCAACAUUGCAUCUAUAUUCAUUAAUAAAUAGUAUCUGUUAAACUUGACUAAUGCAAUGUGUUUCUCCUAAAUUUUCUAUUUAUUGCAUAUAAUGCUACAGUCUAGGGUUGUUGUUAUUGUUGUUUUUUUUAAAAAAAUCCCAUGCAUUCUUAAUUAUUCCAAGAGACUUCCCAAAGCAAGAGCUUGGAAGUAUCUUAAAUAAUUAACUUAGCUACUUACUUCUCAUUUAAAAAGUAGUUUAAUUUUCUGUUCUUGCUCUGUGCUGAUAAUCCGAGUGAUAAAAGUGUUUAUGUAAAUAAUGUUCACAGUUGGAGAAUGCUGGAGAAGAUCUCAAGGAUGGUCUCUGCCGCUACGAUGGAGCUGUAGUGAUACUUGAUGCUGGGGCGCAAUAUGGGAAAGUCAUAGAUCGCCGAGUCAGAGAACUGUUUGUCCAGUCGGAGAUAUUCCCUUUGGAAACACCUGCCUUUGCCAUCAAAGAACAGGGAUUCCGGUAAGAUUUGUUCUGUUUUGUGUUUUACCUUUUAAGUUCUGAACUUCUUCUGGGAAGCCAGAAGGAGGACUUGCACGGUGCUUUUCUUUAGAACGAGUAACUUGACUGUCAAAUCAAUUUUCUGAUAUCAGCUUUGGAACAUCACUUUGGAACACCUAGUGAGGGAUGUACUGAGGAAAAUGUACAUGGUUUCUUCUCCAAACUUGGACCUCCAGCUCUUUUGGGACUACAAUUCUCAUGAUCCCUGACCACUGGUCCUGUUAGCUAGGGAUGAUGGGAGCUGUUGUCCCAAAACAGCUGGAGGGCUAAAUUUGGCCAUCACUGCAUUAGAGGGUGGAGAUGUAGGAUUGAAUGUUUGAAUGCUCCCCUUGCCAGGCAGAAGACCAGUACAGGAUAGAAGUCUACUCUAGAACCUUCACUAUAACCUAUGUUUCUCCUGUGUUUAGGGAGUGUUCCAUAGAGAGGGCAUUUAGUCAUUCAGUUGCCAGGAAUAUUGUGAGAUGAUACAGACCAUACAACAUACUGCCCCACUUUUUUUUUUUUAAAGCAAAUGCAGAUUGGAUCAGACACUCGACAUAUCAGAUGUUAAAACACAUGCAAAAUCCUUCUGAAAGCGUUCUAGACUUGAGAGGGAGGGGAUUUGGAUAGCCAACCCAUCAAGGACCAUCCUGGAAUGUCAGCAUCCUGGAAGCGCCAGCAUGGUGUAGUGGUUAGGAGCGAUGGACUCAUAAUCUGGUGAACCAGGUUCGCUUCCCCGCUCCUCCACAUGCAGCUGCUGGGUGACCUUGGGCUAGUCACACUUCUCUGAAGUCUCUCAGCCUCACUCACCUCACAGAGUUUUUGUUGUGGGGCAGGAAGGGAAAGGAGAUUGUUAGCUGCUUUGAGACUCCUUAAGGGGAGUGAAAGGCGGGAUAUCAAGUCCAAACUCCUCCUCCUCCUCCUCUUCUUCUUCUUCUUCUUCACAUAUGGCAAACACUGGGUCAGAUUCAAAUUCAGUGGUGGGAUUCCUGGCUUCACCCAUUUCAGAUCAGAAGACCUGUGAGCUUUCCCUCUACUGAGACACUGUGAUUGUGGGAAGUAAGGGCUGAAUGGAACAGAAAGAUCAAGUUGGGUAUUAUCAGUGUGCUGAGGACAAGCUCACUUGAAACCUUUCUGCUGUUUCUCCCCCAGUAGUAUUAAGGUGGAAUCCAUCAGGAUUCCUUAAUAGAGAGAUGAGGGGUAAAGACAACAAGCAAUUUGCUUAUUGCACCCUCUGGACCUUUCAGUUGAGGAGCAAGCAAUUGCUUUUCAAGCAGCUAUUUGAACAGUCACACACAUAGACCAGGGGCAGCUCACCUGUGGCCCUACAGACGCUGUUGGACUCCAACUCCCAUCAGCCCCAGCCAGUGGCCAAGGAUGGUGGAAGCAACCUUGACUUAGAACUUCCAGUGCCACAAUUGUGGCCUAACAAGAUUCACAGGAGAAAUGGCACCCAGUCAAUGUCAAAGCAAGCAUUACUGGUAAAAAUCAGAUGAGUGGUACAGCAGCCAUAGGAAAAUAUUAUUUUAGUGCCUAAGAUAAAACCAGUGGUGGCUAACUUUUGGUCCCCCGGGUGUUGCUGGUCUACAACUCACAUAAUCUCUGACUAUUGAAUAUGCUGGCUAGAGCUGAUGAAGUUUGGGAGUCCAACAACAAAUAAAGGUCUGCAGGUUAGCCACCUCUAGGAUUUACCACUGAGAAUGAAUUCAAACACGCUUGUAGGAUUGAAUGCAGAAGGUAACAGCUUAAACCUCCUAGAUUUCAAGUCCAUUUACCUCCCCAUAAAAAACUUUUCUCAUCAGAAUGUUAAAAACGCAGUAGCAGCAGAGACAACAGGUGCACACUUGUUUUCCUAAACCUACCAGUUCUGUGGCACAGUCUUUAAAUGCUAUUGUUGCAGCUGGUUGCUUGUUUUUUUGUUUAAAACCAGAGCUCUGUCUUCUGUUAAAUGGAAGGAGGGAGCCUCUGUCAACAGAGUGAGUGGCAGGAGUUGAACGGGUAGAUGAUGUGCGGACAUUUCAUAGUUCAACAAGGCUGUCAACAGGAAAGUAAUCCUCAUAAAUGUCUCCCAGAGAGGUCUGGAAAUCCAUCCAGUUCCUUGAGGUCCUGAAGUGAUCAUGAAGUGGGUUAGGAUGUUAUAAACCAGGGGUAGUGGGAUGUGGCAGGAUAACAACCACAUACUCCUUCCUCCCACUUCCUUUCCAUUCUUGUUUGAAACACCCAGCCCCUCUCUAGAUAGUCUGUCUUCACAACAGGAGCAAAGGUUCGCAAGGAAUCUGUUCCUGCAUAAGAUAAUGGGCUUCCCAUGACAACACUGUCUUCUCUAAAUUUCCUGUUCAGAUUAUUCUUUGCCUGAUGCAUAGAUUGCCUGCGUCUUGCUCUAAAACAUGCCUGUUUUCCUUUGGAAAGAUUGUGACAACAGAAACAUUCACAACUUAAGCUCAAUCCACGGAAGAGAAGGCCCCCUCUGUAUGCCUAUUCUCCUCAGGGAAUAUUACUUUUCCAUUUUUGUUGCAAAGUCAAAUAAACAACUUGUGAUUUCCUUGAGCUGAAGCUGUAUAAAACACACACUCCGUUUCCGCAUUCCAGUGAAAAAACUUGGGAGAUUAUUCUCUCUCUCUCCCCCCGCUUCACUUCUGCUUAUUUUUGUAGAUGACAGUAGACAUAAUAAUGGUCUGUCUGAACAUUCAUAGUUUGUAUGAACGGCACAGGGACUUUGGUUCAGAAAUCCAGCAAAUGGCGCUCGCAGAUUGAUUACAAAUUCCCACAUUAAAAACAAACCGAUUAGUUGCCUAUCUGCUCAGCUUAGUUGUAGCCCAUCCUUAUCCCAAGAAACCUAUUUUAAGUGUAAAACGUUGAGCUGAGCAGGAAUCGUAGUGAUGAGUCUCACGUGAAUUACACCCCCUCUCCAUCUGAAUGGCUUCUGUCCCAGAAGAAAUGUACCACAAUUCUCCCGCUCCUUAAAACCUAUAUGUUUCUUUAACAGAGACUCUCAGGAGGUAGGAAUAGGCUUAGAGCCUUCAAGAAGUGCUUUAAGUAAUUAGGGCACCUCCUUAAGGCUCUAAGGGCCAAUUUGUGCAAUCAAAGGAUCAAGUGGCUUAAAGUCCAUCAGGUUGCAUGCUUUGAAGUUGGCCCGUGAGGAUGCUAAGUUAACUCUUUCCCUUGACAGGGUUUUUUUAAAAAUAAAAAAUCUGCAUAGCAGAGGGAGAUUUCCUUCCCCUGCUGCAACACAAGGGGGAGAAUAUUUGAAUAUGUAACAUCCCCACCCUUCUGUGUUCACACAUGCUGUAGUGGUGCUGUCCACAAAAAACUUUGCUGUUUGUAUUGUCGACCCCUAAGAAAAAGAAAAGAGCGUUAAAAAAGAGCCUCAAGCCAAAAAAGCUUCAGCUGAAAAGUUUGCCCAAGCCUACAAAUAAAGUGCCUAUUGCAGCACGGAAGUUCGAUAUCAGAAUGAUAGUUCAUCUCCUCACUUAUUUCCAGGCGUUUAAAGUCAACUUGGUUAACAAAGUGUUCUGUAAUUUCCAGAAAUCUAAAAAAAAAAUCAUUAAUACAGUGGAAAGCGUUCUGUAAAUUGGCUUCAUAUGUAAAACUUUAACAAAGAGCUGUUUUCUAAGUUUUUACUACAUUUGUGAACUCUUUUUGGUAGCUUUUAGAUAUAUAAUAUCCUUUCCUGUCUUUUAAGUAUUUCUAGAUAAUAUUUAGGAUUCGGUUCUGGAGUUUUUCCAGAGACAGGAAGAUUUGCUGUUCUAAAAUAGCUGCUGAGAAUGCCCCUUUAUGCCAUCAGUGUCCAAAAUUAAUGCUGAGCUAGUGUCAUGUAACAGUGUUACACAUGGGAGACCAGAGUUCGAAUCCCACUCAGCCAUGUAACUCACUAGGUGACAUUGGGCCUAACCUACCUCACAGGGACACACACACACGUUUAUGGUAUGCUGUCCCGAGGGUCAACCCUGUCACUGUUUUGUUGUUUGGCAAAUACAUUUUUGUUUCCCUGGGCUUUUAGGCAACACCUGUGUUCUUGUACAGCUACCGUAUUUUUCCGUGUAGAAGACUAGGUUUUCCCCCUAAAAAAUAAUGUCCAAAAUUUGGGGGUGUCUUCUACAUGGAUUGAUUCCCCCCAUUUUCUUAAAUUGGAGUCCCCCAAAAUAGGGGGCGUCUUAUAGAUGGAAAAAUGCGGUAAAUCUAACUAUGUUUGUGAUUUUUAUUGUAUAUUUUUUAAACUUUGGUUUUAAAUUACUUUUAUAUAUAUAUAUAUAUAUAUAUAUAUAUAUAUAUAUAUAUAUAUAUGGGAUAUACCAUAUUUUUCAAUGUAUAACACACCCCGGGUAUAAGACGCCCCCUCUUUUUUGGGACUAAAAAUUGAAAAAAAGGGGGGGGGGGGAGAUUGCCCAGAGUUGUUGAGCUUUUUUCCAGAGGGGAUUGCCCAGACUUGGUUUUUUUUGGGGGGUGCCAUAAAUCGCUCACCCGCAGGGCCGCAACAGCCAAACGCACACACAUCAACGAAACCACCAAUCAUCUGCACAAAUAAAGGACUAUACUGUUGUAUAAUACUGUGAAAAUGCUAAUAAACUAUAGGGUGUUUUUUUAAAAAACGUUUUCACAACACUUAUAAGAAUUAUUCUUUGUAAGAAUUAACAAAGAAGCCUCAGAUUCUUGAAUCAAAAAUACCCCUCAACCUUUAAACUAGGAGAUGUGAGUCAUUGGCAUAUAGCAUAAUUUUUGUUUUUGCUGAAUGCUGAAAUUUAGAAAGGCAGAAAUCUAACGAUAGGGUGGUUCUUAUUUGCUUCUAAUUUUUUAAAAGCUGCGCUAAUGAACAUCUUUUUUAAAAAAGUCUUUUUAAUGUCAGUCUUGAGAAUUCACUGUUCCAGUAAAGCACGGCUUGCUCAUUUUAUAGAUCAGGAUGCCACAACUUUCUUUAUAAAGGUUUUUUGUUUUUGAAAGUAGGUAUUAAAAUGGAAUUUUUUUUAAUGUGGUUUAGUUCCAAAAAAAUCAAUCUUUACUUCUUUAUUUUUUAAAAAAAUACCUGUUUCUUUUGCAGGGCUAUUAUCAUAUCCGGAGGACCAAAUUCAGUUUAUGCAGAAGACGCUCCCUGGUUCGACCCAGCAAUAUUUACGAUAGGCAAACCAGUUCUUGGAAUCUGCUAUGGCAUGCAGGUGCAAAUAUCAUUCUAUGGCUGUAUGUUUUUGUAGCUCAGUUAAGAGCAAAUUUCUGGCUUUUGUGUGUGUUGUAUAGCUGCACAACGCAUGAAAAUUAUGUUUGAAGUUGAUUUAAGCAGAUGCAGAUAAGGACCCUUUUGAAAAAAAUUGAGAAAUGGUUGUGUAUUAAUUCCUUGCAUUUCACGCACUGUGCAGUCCCAGGUGCAAUCUAUGCAUGGAUACAAGGAUUUUGCAAGCACAUCUGUUGUUCAAAGUGUACAGAAGCCUGCUGUGUGGUGAUUCAUGAGCCUUUUGAGGCCAUCACUAUUGAGGGGAAAACAUGCAUAAUUUUAAAAACGAGGAUGGCUGUGGUCUGUCAGGUAUAUUAAAUGGGCUUGUAUUGGUAUUUAAGUUUGCUUUGAUAUUUAGCAUUUACGCACAUUAAUCUGGGGGCUCUCAUUAAGGCACUGUGAGAACUUUACAUGCACAGACCUUAGGUUUAAUUAUAAAAAAUAAGCGCUUUAGAUAUACGAAGUCCUGAAUGUGAAUAUUGGGAGCCUGCUCUGUAGGCUCCCCAUCCAGAUAACAAUAUGAGAGGUGGUUUGGAGGGAAAUGUUGCAAAAAACAAAACAGCAGCAAAACGUUAAGAGGGCAGAAAAUAAGCCCUGAUGAUAGGAAGACAAAUGCAUCAAAGCAGGACGUUAUCAACAGAGAGAGAAAAAGUGUGUUUUAAUAAUUUAUUAAAUGAGAACAAAGAGCAAGGCUGCCAAAUAUUUCAAGAGAGAGAUUUCCAUGCCCGAAGGGGUCGUGAGAGAGAAUACCCAAGACAAGGAAUAGCACAACGGAGAGUGGAAGCUUAGUAAGAAGAUUAGUAUCUGAUGAAUGGUGAGACCAAGAAAAAGAAUAGAGAGAAAACAACUAAGAUGAUAACAGGCCAAAACCGUGAAGAGGCUUGGAAGUCAGUAGCAGUCUCGGUUCAAUAGAGGAAACCAGUGGAGAGAACCCUUAAGAGAGGUGCAACACGAUUAAAGCAUGAAGAGAAGAAAAUGAAGCACUUGGGGAAGUGUUGAGACUAGAGAUAAUAGGUUUAAGUGGAGGGGUAGGAAGAAACAGUAAGCAAAUGAUUGCAAUAAUCAACGUAAAAUAGAAGAGGGAGUUUGUUAGAAUAGGUAGCUAGAAAAGGAUGACGUUUGGAAAGGCUAGACCUGACAUACCUUAGCUGGAGCGAAAAUUGGAGUGGCGUGAAGGAGUGACAAGGCCUCAGUUGUGACCAGCAGAAUGAGUUGGCAUGGAGGAAGAAGGUGUGAAUACAAGAAUCAAGAAGAGAGAAAGAGAUCUUCUGGAAUAUAGGUCCUGAAAUGGCAAGGAACAAGAGCACAGAAGAAGAGCAGCUGAGGAAAGAGGUAAAUCUGAACUUAGAAAGGCCAGGAGGAUGACCGAGAGCUAGGAGAAUUGCAUACAUUAAAAGGAGCAUGAACUUCUAAAGCAAAUGUGUCAGGUGAUGGUGUGGUUGCUCGAGAGCAAACAGGCAAGACUCCAACCUGUCUCUUCCAAGCUUUAUUAUUAAUACAAACUAUUUACAGUGUAGAGCGUCGCAAGUCCAUGUCUGCUCAGUCGCUAGCAGAAUCUGGGCAUGGCCGGUCCUUGUACCUCCCCCAGCAUAACAGUCAUGUGACCCCCAUCCUUCUCCUCCCCUCUCUGCGCCCAAACCUCCUGCGCAGAGUGGGCACUGGCAAAGGGGGACUUGCCUCCCCUUCGCUUUGCUCAGGCUCAGUGUUGAAGCUCUCCCUAGCAUCUCCUGGUCCCUACGCCCCCUCCCCACUGGAGGCGGGGCUUUCCUCCUCGCCAGAGGAGGAACUGCUUCGCAAGAUCUUUGGAGGCUCCCUGUAACACAACUGCCCUUCCACCUCUCGCCUCUGAGCUGAUGGCAGUUCCCUGACAAAAUGGGAGGAGGGGAAAGAGCAAUUGGAACUGGCAUGACCAUGAGAACCCUUGCGGUUUACCCAACCACGUGCCCUGCAGGAUGGGUCUAGUGGGAAAAGUUUAAUGAAUUGUGAAAUAGAGAGCAGGGGCUGACCCUAGGGGUGUCAGUGAGAGAAGUCCAGGUUUCUGUGAGAGCAGCACGAAUGAGGCUGAGAGGUCCAAUGUGGCUGUGUUUCUCUUUUUGAAAAGAAAGUAUUUUAUACAAUUCAUUUUUCUACAUCGGAAGUAAGUGAUAUGGAACCUGUUUGGGUUAGGACUAUACAGUGGUACCUCGGUUUACAAACAUAAUCCGUUCCUGAAGUCCGUUCCUAAACCAAAUCCAUUCUUAAACUGAGACGCACUUUCCCUAAUGAGGCCUCCCGCCGCCAGUUCCCUUCUACCAUUCAGCUUCUGUUCGUAGACCAAGGUAAAGUUCGCAAACCGAAACACUACUUCUGGUUUUGCGGAGUUCGUAAACCGAAUAGUUCAUAAACAGGACUGUUCGUAAACAGAGGUACUACUGUAUUGCACUCCAUAGUCAUCUGCUUUGCCACUGUGAGAACAGAGUAUUGCUGAAUUUGAUAAGCCUUUGGUCUGAACGAGAUGGGCAGGUCCUGCGUUCUAUUUAAGGGUGAAGUCUAAACCCCAGAAAUCAUUGGAAAGCCCUGACUAAAUUUGGGGAAGCAAAAGCUGGUUUCUGUCUCUACAAAUUCCAAAGUGUGUGUUGUGCCGGGAAGUGGAACUAUCUCGGUGUUGUACUGCAGCACAUUAUUGUGCAAAUCCAGGAACAACAACACCAGCCCCAUGACUGAGCCUGAGUGAGCUUGCAAAAGACUGUGUACGGGGUCUGCUCGUCUCUGUGAAAUCAAAUACCGCUGCUUAAAAGUUUGCAGCAACAAUGUGGAAACAGUCAAGCACGAUGAAUGCCAUGUCAAAACAAAACUCCCUCAAAUAGCAAGGCUUUGUGAGAGAUCAAAUACAGUAUAGUGAGAAAAUAAUAAUAAAGCAAGUUUUCAGAUUGCUCGCUGCAAUAGUCAUGCUUAUACACACAAGGAGUAGUCUGUCGUUGGCGAAGGCUGUAAUCCAAGAUAGAAACAUCGGCCCCACUGGUUGAGUGGAACGGAUAAUCUUCUGCUAUGAUGCGAUGCUGAAGGAAUAAUGAAUGGCUUUCCCCCUAUCUGUAUGAACACUGUAAUAAAAAAGCAGAUACUCUAGUGCUUUAUUAAUACAUAUCACUAAAGGAGCUGGAAACCAGGAAUAGCAGUGCCUUGCAUGUUUCCAUAUGUCCAAUGUAGUCAUAGAAUUGUAGAGUUGGAAGAGACCCUGAGGAUCAUCUGGUACAAACCCCUGCAAUGCAGGAAUAUGCAGCUGUCCCAAUACAGGGGAUCAAACUUGCAAGCUUGGCAUCAUCAGCACCAUGAUCUAACCAACUGAGCUAUCCUGAAGGGCCGUGCACCUAGAUCACAUUUAUGAUGGUUUGGACACCCCCCCCCGCCUGAACGCACCCAUUAAUGGUGCCUAGUUAUCGCAAACAGUAGAUUAGGCGGUGAAGGUCCUGUGUGAGUGUCUGGAGGCGGGUGGAGGAUGGAUGGUGGCUAACAGAUUGAGGUUGAAUCCUGACAAGACAGAAGUACUGUUUUUGGGGGACGAGGCGGGCGGGUAUGGAGGACUCCCUGGUCCUGAAUGGGGUAACUGUGCCCCUGAAGGACCAGGUGCGCAGCCUGGGAGUCAUUCUGGACUCACAGCUGUCCAUGGAGGUGCAGGUCAAAUCUGUGUCCAGGGCAGCUGUUUAUCAGCUCCAUCUGGUACAUAGGCUGAGACCCUACCUGCCCGCAGACUGUCUUGCCAGAGUGAUGCAUGCUCUACUUAUCUCUCGCUUGGACUACUGCAAUGCGCUCUAUGUGGGGCUACCUUUGAAGGUGACCCAGAAACUACAACUAAUCCAGAAUGUGGCAGCUAGAUUGGUGACUGGGAGCGGCCGCUGAGACCAUAUAACACCAGUGAGACCAUAUAACUCCCAGUACGUUUCUGAGCACAAUUCAAAGUGUUGGUGCUGACCUUUAAAGCCCUAAACGGCCUCGGUCCAGUAUACCUGAAGGAGUGUCUCCACCCCCAUCGUUCUGCCCGGACACUGAGGUCCAGUGCCGAGGGCCUUCUGGUGGUUCCCUCGCUGCAAGAAGCCAAAUUACAGGGAACCAGGCAGAGGGCCUUCUCGGUAGUGGCACCCGCCCUGUGGAACGCCCUCCCACCAGAUGUCAAAGAGAAAAAUAACUACCAAACGUUUAGAAGACAUUUGAAGGCAGCCCUGUUUAGGGAAGUUUUUAAUGUUUAAUAGGUUAUUGUAUUGAAUGUUUUGUUGUAAGCCGCCCAGAGUGGCUGGGGAAACUCAGCCAGAUGGGCGGGGUAUAUAUAAUAAAUUAUUAUUAUAUUAUUAUUAGGUGAUAAAUCUGUUUUAAGGUUAUAGCGCUCUGACUCCAGAUAGGGACUUACAUGAUUUCCGUUCCAUCCAGGAAAAUCCAGACCAGGCUUCCUCAACCUCGGCCCUCCAGACGUUUUGAGACUACAAUUCCCACCAUCCCUGACCACUGGUCCUGCUAGCUAGGGAUCAUGGGAGUUGUAGGCAAAAAACAUCUGGAGGGCUGAGGCUGAGGAAGCCUGAUCCAGACCCUGAGCACAGAACAGUAGAUGUUCUUCCAUGCAUAGGGAAUCAGAAGAAUAGAGGAGCAAUGCGUUCUGAGCAUUAGUCUUGAGCAGUAUAAUCCAAGGACAGGUGAGCCAAUUCAGCUGUCAGUGAGAUUAAGGCCUAAGCAUUUACAAGCAAUUGAAACUGGGUUCAGUGGCUAUCCAGUGACACGAGAUGCGGUUAUCCACUAGAUGUUUUCUUGUGAUUGUAGCUUGAAGCAAUUUUCACACCUCCAACCUUCAAACUGCUUAUUAGACUCUGCAGAGGAUUCUUUUAGGUGUGUGAAUAAUUUUUUUUUUAUUAGAAAUGGUUUUGCAAACAAUAAAACAACAAGAAAUAUUGAAUAUGUGCUUGCUCCUGCCCACCUAGCAGUUCGAAAGCAUGCCAAAAAGUGCAAGUAGAUAAAUUGGUACCGCUCCGGCGGGAAGGUAAAUAGCGUUUCUCUGCGCUGCUCUGGUUCGCCAGAAGCGGCAUAGUCAUGCUGGCCACAUGACCCGGAAGCUGUCUGCGGACAAACGCCGGCUCCCUUGGCCUGUAGAGCGAGAUGAGCGCCACAACCCCAGAGUCGUUUGCGACUGGACCUAACGGUCAGGGGUACCUUUAUAAUCAAUUACCACAAACCCUUUUCAGAAUGUUUCAGAGCCAGUACCUCUGUUAAUACAUUGUAUUAUUGGAUUCAAACCCCCCCCCCCCCAAAUGUAUGCUGAGAAACAGGCAAAUGCACCUUUCCUUUGUGGAGGUUAACAUAAGCAAAAAAAAAAAAGAGAAGAAAAAAAGGGAAAAAAAAGAAAGAAAAGAAAAGAAAAGGGAGUGGGUAGCCACACUUCCCAAAAUUUACCUUGCUGAUUUUUACCUGAAGCAAACCUACACUUUGGUGUUAUUUCUUCAAAAGCAGUUUAGGUGGUUGUUAGGUGUUCCUCGAGGGGAAAUCCCUGGGAAACGUCCAAAACAUUCCUCUGCGGUAGAAUAGGGUCCUGUGUUCAAAUUUGAGCUCUGUUGGGAACACCUUUAUUUCAGCCUUUGUCCUGAAAUUGGGAAUGGAACAGAUUAGGAAACAAUCCGAAUCUGCACAGCAGGGUUGUGUUUUCAAGGAGCGUAUAAGCUUUGUGCUCCAGACCAGUUCAGAAUGUGCAUUGCUGUGUGGAAUUGAUAUUAGUGUUAUGUAAUAUUCAAAUGCAUCCCCUCAGUGUUUUGGCUGCUGUGGGCUCUAGGGGUGGGGCCAAGGGCAAAAGAACUAAAUAGGGCAUAGGAAAAAAUUAGGGAUGCAUUUAUUUGUAUUGCCAAGUGAGCAAAGAUGAUGCUAAACAGUGCUCCAUAGCCUGCUGAAGAAUAAUGUAAAUUAUCUCCCUUUGCCUUGGGAGGCUAAUUAAAGAGGAGACAUAUAACUCUAUCUUAUCCUUUAGCGGAAAUACUCUCAAGAUUAUAAAGAUGCUGUGAACAGGCCUUCUGGGAUGUUUUGCAGCCCUAUUGAUUGCGGGCCUGACAGAAAAUUGCACUGGGCUCUGUGAGGUUUUCUCCCAAAUAAGUGUUCUUAUUUUCAUCUCUAGUCACUGCAGUUGGAGGCGAAAUAUGAUAGGCUACAUAACUGGCUCAAUUAGCCAAUCUCUCCCAGUCAAGGAAAUUUGUCUAAACUUUAUUUGCGUUUGCUGGUCUCCUGGUAACCCAUUCUUCUAGGAAUGUACAAUUUUGCCAUAAUACAAAACAUAAUACAGUAAAAUAAUAAAUGUGAUAAAAUGCAACAAUGGUACAGGGGAGAAAUGCAAAUAUAUAGAAAGGGGUAUGGUGAUCCCAAUGGAAGAGGGAAAUAAUAUGAUUGAAUGCUCUCAGGGCAGACUAAAGCCGAAUAAAUUUUUAAAAUAAAAUUUAAUGUUAAAAGUGGUAAACAGUGUUAAAGUGAAUGGAUGAGAAAAGAAAGAAAGAAAGAAAGAAAGAAAGAAAGAAGGCUUCACCUGGUGCUGAAAAUAUGUCACUAUGGGUACCAGGUGAGGAUUCUGCAGUGCGGGGCAGCUACUGAAAAGGCCCUGUCUCACUCACACUCUCUUGUUGCCUCUCUGUAUUUAGGGUACAGAGGGCACUUUGAGAAGGGCAGAGGUUUUUCAGGGCUUUUUAAGACAGGGUUUCCCACACUUCUGAGUUCCUUGACCCCUUGUCGAGCCUAUAAAGCUUUCAUUGACCCCAACCCCAAACUCUUUGGAAUGUAAAUAAAGGCAAGUGAUAUCAGUGUAUAAUCAACUUUUACUAAUCAUCAAUCACCAUGCCAGGGAGAGGCACUCUAUACAUGCCUAUACCUUUCAUUUCUGUGGCUCAUACUUCCAGUUUCAAAAUUAGUGCCCUAUGCCUUGCAAAAACCCCUUUUCCACCCAGGCCCCUUUUCCACCACUAGGUCUUUAUUCAUCCACUACACGCAGCCCAUUGACCCCAGGGGAUCACUAUCGACCAUUUUGGGAAACCCUGCAAAGCAACAAUAUCUUAUUAAACCUGGCUUAUUUUUCUCUCAGAAUUGAGCAUGUAUGUUGUUGGUAACUCUUUAAAUUUGUGCUUUUAAUGCAAGCUAGAUACCCGAAGAAAGGCAGAAACAGCUAAUAAACCUUCUCUUUCCCCAUCAUUCCGUAGUUAGUAGGAAUCCUUUGGAAUUAAAAAUAAAACAGAAUGAGAACCAGUCUAUUGCUGUAUAGUGGUGUAGAGGGGAGCAGCGCAGGCAAACAUAAGAGAGGCUGGAUUACGAAUCCCAUGGAAAUUACUUGCAGUGUUGAUUUUUAAUAUCCAAAUUAGCUGUGGUUUUGUCGCUGGCUAUGGGUUUCCAUCAUGCUGAAUGAGUUGCCUGACCCCUGGCUAAUUUUGUGUGUGGUGAUGCUGGUGCAAAGUGGGAGGGGAGCCCAGCGUUGUUGAUGGUUCAGUGUUGUUGAUGGUAGGACCGGAUUAUGGGAGCUCACUGACUUUUUCUGAUUUUGUCAGAUGAUGAAUAAGGUGUUUGGAGGCACGGUACACAAAAAAGAUGUCAGAGAAGAUGGAGUCUUCAGCAUUACACUGGAUAACACAUGUUCACUGUUCAGGUAUGCAGAUACUGGAAGGGGAAGCUAAUUUGUGGGACAGCCUUGAGGUUUAUAAAGGGCAGUUUUUAAUGGAAACAUGUAGGUUGAAUUCAGCGUUUCACCAGCAGGACAAAGACUUACCCCUCCUCUCCUCCUCCUGCAGCCCCCUGUCCUCCUCCCCAAUUAUCAUACUUUUCUGUGUAUAAGACUAGGUUUUUUCUUUAAAAAUUAUGCUAAAAAGUGAGGGUCGUCUUAUACAGGGAUAGUGCAUAGGGUGGACAUUUGAUUGGUUGCUGCUGCAGCUGUCAGCGGCUGUUGGGCGUGUUAUUGGUUGCUGCGUCAAGGGCUGGUGUUGAUUGGCUGACGCUGCGGCAAUUGGGCAAGCAAUUGGCAGCUUCUGCCGGCGAGGGGACAGACAAGGGGCGAAAUUUCCACUGCAUGUGGGUGAGCGAUUUUCAGCAACCCCCCCUAAAAAAAAGCUCAACAACUCUGAGCCAUCUCCCCCUGUGUUUUUCAAUUUGAGUCCCUAAGAACAGGGGGCGUCUUAUACAUGGGGGUGUCUUAUACACAGAAAAAUACGGUACUCUGCUCUGGACAUAAUCUGUUCCUUUUGAACCAUUUUGAAGAAAUAUGGAAAAAUGUUAAUUGGUGCAAUAAAUAAAUAGAACUAUUGCAUACUUAAUUUUGCAUUAAGGGCUUUAAACAACAACAACAAUAUGCAUUGUUUUGGUGAUCAUGUUUUUUCCUGUUUUUACUUAGGGGACUUCAGAAGGACGAGAUUGUGCUCCUCACUCAUGGAGAUAGUGUAGAUAAAGUAGCAGAUGGAUUCAAGGUUGUUGCACAGUCUGGAAAUGUUAUAGCAGGUUUGUAUUUUCCUCAUUGUUAACCAUUGAUUGGCUCAUAAAGAACCUGUUAAGCAAAAUGUGGAACAAAAACAAUGCAAAGCUAAUGGGCGAUAUCCAACAUUAGCCAUACUGAGAAUGAACCCAUUGAAAUAGACAGACUUAAGUCCACUGAGUUCAGUGAGUCUAGUGCAAUUUAGGAAUCUCCGAUAUCUGUACAUUCAAAUGGCAAGCAUUUUGCAUCUUGGAUUCCUAGCAAAGCUUAAGAAUUUAAAAAUGUGUAUCGGCAAGGUCCAAUUGAAACAGAAAAGUGUGGCCGUCAUCUUAGUUUUCAGUGAUAAAUUGCGAGGUGUUAAUUUUUUUAAUAGUAUUUUAAAUUAGAGAAGUUUGGAUACCACAGUGUUGUGAUCACCUUGCAAAGGAAUUCAUGUGGGAAACAGCUUUGACCCAGAUCACAUCAUGGGCACAGUUGAUGGUUGGGCACAUUCAGGAUAAUUUGGGUGGUUCUGAGCCUGCCUGCUAUCAUGCGUGGGGGGCAAGCCACGAUUCCUGGCUCAGUGUUAUGUCCAGACAGAGGUUUAUUUCACUUGAAUCGUGAUCAGUAAGCCAAGAGCAAUCCUUAGUACAAAAAGAAAGUCUUAUUCUGGUAUUUUGUUCAGCAUAUACUGUUUGUUUCCUUGCCUCAGAUUAACCACAUUUAAGCCUCGCAUAGCUGAAUUCUUUGCUAGGUGUUUUAGUUUUUUCUCUUUUGUUUUUAUACUGGUUUUAAGGUAUGCGUUCUUUAUUGUUGUAAGUUGUUUUGUGUUAACUUUGUCAAAAAAGUGACUAAUAGGUUAAUAAUAAUAAUAAUAAUAAUAAUGUGCAUCUACACACAGAGUAACAAUAGUAUAUGCUUAGAUUUCCCCAGGAAGGAUGGUGGUAGAUACAAAAUUUAACCAUACUUUAACAAAUACUUCCCUCUGGUUAGUUUUAUUGUUGAUUUGCGAUUCUCCACCCAAAUAUAAAUGGUCUCUUGUCCAUAUUGAUGUGAUUCUUAAGUGUUCUGACUUUUCUUUUCUUUUCACACCCCAAGCUAUAGCAAAUGAAUCUAAAAAACUCUAUGGAGCCCAGUUCCAUCCUGAAGUUAGCCUAACAGUGAAUGGAAAAGCGAUGCUGAAAAAUUUCCUUUACGAUAUCGCCGGCUGCAGCGGCACCUUCACCGUUCAAAACAGAGAACUGGAGUGCAUUCGAGACAUAAAAGAAAAAGUAGGCUCGUCAAAAGUCCUGGUAAGAUUUUGAAAGUUUGAUUUCAAUGCUCAUUCCUCUUCAUAAGAAUAGCAGUUGCUUAUGAUGCAACUUACUGCUUCCUGUUUACAUGGUUCAGCCCAGCCUUUGCCAGCCUGGGGCCCUUGGGAUGUUUUGGACUACAACUCCCAUCAGCCCCCUGUGCUGGCUGGAGCUGAUGGGAGUUGUAGUCCAAAACACCUGGAGGGCAUCAGGUCAGCAAAGGCUGCUUUAGCUUAUGUCAUUUUUUACGAAAAGAGUGGGAUGCCAUCUUACCAUGUUUGGUGUACUGUGGCUUUGAUACUUCAGUAAACUAUGGAAACGUAGUAAAGCAAAUGAAAUUCAGUGUGUAGAUGAAGGCAUUUUUCUGUUUACUGAAAUUCAUUUUAUUGAUUCUCACCCUGCCUUGCAGGUUUUACUCAGUGGAGGCGUGGACUCAACAGUGUGUACAGCUUUACUGAACCGGGCUUUAAAUCAAGACCAGGUGAUAGCAGUGCACAUAGAUAAUGGAUUCAUGCGCAAGAGGGAAAGCCAGUCUGUGGAAGAAGCACUCAAAAAGUUGGGAAUUCAAGUCAAAGGUACAACACCACUCCCUUCUUCACAAAUACAAAAAAUGAAAAAAAAAAACCCCGAAGUUCCGGUUUCUUUCCAUAAUGCUAGUUUCUGCAUUUGUAAGUUAGUUAGUUAGUUAGUUUUAACAUUAAUUUGUUUCAGACCAUUAACUGCUUUUCAGUGUCUGUAGCCCAGAAAAUGCAGAUUCUUCUACAGCUAUAGCUAGCCAACAUGGUGCCUUCCAAUGUUGUUGGAUUCCAUCCCAUUCUGCAUGGCCAAUGGCCAGGAGUGAUGGGACCUCUCAUCCAACGACUCUGGGAGUGCACCCCAAUUUAGGAUUUUAUUUUUCUUGGAAAACAUCUGCUGGAACUUCAAACCAACAGUACAGUCUGCUGAUUAGAAAUAAAAGUUCUCUUGGCACGAUGUUAGAAGCUACCCCCUCUGCUGCAUAUCCAUCUCCUGUUUUCAGGCUCACCCACGCUCCCUUUCUGCCCCAUAAACUUCCCCUAGAAUGCCUGUGUGGCUCAAACUUUCCCUUGCUUUCCCGCUGCUCCCUCCUUUUCACAGCCGCAGAGACCAUGUAACACCAGUCCUGAAAGGCCUACAUUGGCUCCCAGUACGUUUCCGAGCACAAUUCAAAGUGUUGGUGCUGACCUUUAAGGCCCUAAAUGGCCUCAGCCCAGGAUACCUGAAGGAGCGUCUCCACCCCCAUUGUUCAGCCCAAGCACUGAGGUCCAGCACCGAGGGCCUUCUGGUGGUUCCCUCACUGCGCGAAGUGAGGUUGCAGGGAAUCAGGCAGAGGGCCUACUCGGCAGUGGCGCCCGCCCUGUGGAAUGCCCUCCCAUCAGAUGUCAAGGAAAUAAACAACUACCUGACAUUUAGAAGACAUCUGAAGUUUGAUGUUUUAUUGUGUUUUUAAUAUUCUGUUGGGAGCCGCCCAGAGUGGCUGGGGAAACCCAACCAGAUAGGUGGGGUAUAAAUAAUAAAUUAUUAUUAUUAUUGCCAUAUUUUCCCAUGAAAUGUUUGGUUUAAUGCAUUCUCCAGUGGCUCCGAGUUAGGAUAGUCGUUUGUUCUGGGAAAAUGCCUCCUCUUGGUUAAUGGCCGAGUCUGGAAGCAAGAACAACACAGACUUUGUGAGGUAGUCCCUCUGCUCCCAGACCAGAUGUUGUCAAUACUCCUUGCCUGUAAUCUCCGAUUCUCCCGUGUCUUUAUUGUAAGGUUUGCAGAGCAGGGAUCUGUCUCCUGGUUCUGUUGCUUUUUAAAGUGUCGUGUCAAUAGUAGCGAUAAUAUAACAAGACUCCUCUUGUUGUCAUCUUUUGGGAUUACUUACACACUGUCAUGGAAGAAAGGUUACUCUCAUUUCUCUGUCUUGUGGGUAAUGACUGGCUGCAGUUUACAAUUUUGCCUUUUAUUAUGCCAAUAAACAAGAGUCUGUAAAAGCCAGCGUUCAGUAUGUUUUUAGAUUCUACAGUUUAGUUGCCAAAUUGUUUUUUUCUUUAGUACCCUGUGUUUAAACUGAUCUGUCCCCCCCCCCCCAAUUUGAUAAAGCUAUAGUACAGACAUAGGCAAACUUGGCCCUCCAGAUGUUUUGGGACUACAACUCCCAUCAUCCCUAUCUAACAGGACCAGUGGCCAGGGAUGGUGGGAAUUGUAGUCUCAAAACAUCUGGAGGGCCGAGUUUGCCUAUGCCUGCUAUAGUAUAACUUGGGGGGGGGAAAGCAAAGGAAAUGUUUUUGUUGGGGGAGGAGAUGUUUUAGUUGGACAUGGGUAAGGGAGUAUCUGAGCAUGCGAGUUCUCAUAUCAUUUCAGAGUUUUUCUUAACAGCAAACCUUGUCUGUUUCUUCAGUGGUAAAUGCAGCUCAUUCGUUCUACAAUGGCACAACAACUCUGCCCAUCUCUGAGGAAGACAGAACUCCACGAAAAAGGAUUAGCAAAACACUGAAUAUGACAACAAGUCCCGAGGAAAAACGCAAAAUUAUUGGUGACACCUUUGUGAAGGUAUCUGUUCUAGAAUUUAGGGAGAAACUUCGAAUGUACCCUUUCCCCCUGCCCUAGUUUUCAAGAGGAGGAUGUUGAAUUUUCACAGUUUUAAAGUUUUACAUUUGCUAGUUCUGUGUGUGUGUGCGUGUGUGUGUGUGUGCGCGCGCGUGUGUGUGCGCCCAUUAGCUGAUUUGGGCAUUUUGCUUCCAAAUUACAAUCUCUAGACAUGGAGCUGAAAAAGCCUCUUUCCUGUUAAUUCACCAGUUCCCAACAUUUUUGGGAUGCAUUCUUAUUCAGAGAUGUGCUCGUAGCAUGACCGAGACAUCAUCACAAUGAUAUUACACCCCAAAGGGUCAACCUCCAUCUCAUUAUGAAGACCUUGGGUUACCUCCUUUAGGAUACAUUUCAAGUGUAAUGGCUAGUUAGAAUAUACUGUUCUUAUUUUAAUACGUCCUUAUUUCACUUUUUCCUUGGACUAGAGGCCUCUGGUUAAAUGAAUUGGUGGUAGCUCCAGAUGUUUCACCCAGAUGUUUCUAGUCAGUUUGGGUCUGCGGUAUAGAUUUGUAAGGAGAUCCGAAUAGGAAUAACAAGAUUGAGCCUUACUGGCUUGAGAAGUGCUGUUUUCCUUUUUUUCAAGGAAGUUCCACAGCUCCGGAAUAGCCAGGAAGAUCACUGAAAUGGUGGCAGUAGUUGAUUAUUCGAGGGCUGUAGCUCCCUCCUCAACAGAGUACCUAUAACUGGAGUCCAGCUUUUAAUAUAGAUGAAAUGCAAUGGGUUUUAAAGUCCAGUAGAGGUUACCCACUGUCCUUUGCAUUUUGUGUAUGCUCAGAAUGACCGUGUUGUAAUUCUGCACUGGCCAGCCCUUAAAGCAUUUGUCCUCUAACCCUGACACUUAAUUCACAAAUAGCUAUAAAGGAAAUGCUUGCAUCAUUAGAAAGAGGUUGCUGCAGCAGCUGGAACAGACUCUUAAGAGUUUAUUUAUUGCUAGCUUGGCUAAAAAAUAACGAAUGCAUUUUUGCUAACAGCUUGCAUGGUGAAAAAAACUGUGGUAGAAACACAGUGUGUAAAAUGCCAAACAUUAAUCUCAAACACACACACACACACACACACACACACACCACUUAUUGUUGUGCCAACAGAAACAAUACAUUUAGUACGUUGUAAUAGUGUAAUAUCUACAGUUGAAAAAAAUGUGAAGAAGGCUACAUUGUCAUACAGUUCAAUGUUUCAUCCCAGUGUUACAGAGUUCAUAGCUUUGGUAAAAUCAGUUGUUACAUUAACAAUAAAAGGGGAUGGAUAAAUGUUGGUAAAUUAAAUUUAUGCUUCCUACUAAGUGGAAGGCACGGAGCGUGAAUAUCUCCUUAUCAUGCAGAGAGGGCUGCAGUUCUCAGGGAAAAAUGGAGCCUUGUAAUAAAAUUUGAGGACUUGAAGCAUCUUCUCCGCUUCUCUCUCCUCUUCUCCCACCCCCAAACCCCGUAGAUUGCUAAUGAAGUUAUUGGAGAAAUGAACCUGAAACCGGAAGAAGUCUUCCUCGCUCAGGGAACGUUGAGGCCCGACCUCAUUGAAAGUGCUUCUGUGGUUGCCAGUGGCAAAGCAGAAGUCAUCAAGACUCAUCACAACGACACAGAGCUCAUCAGAAAGCUGAGGGAAGAGGUAAAUAGAAAGUUACGUCUAAUUGUUCAGAUGGGCCGGUUGACUGUGGUAAGCAACACAAGGCCUGUUGCAUUUCCUUCAUGGCUUUGUAUGUAGCGUUGAGCAUUUUAGGCAGUAUUUUCAAGUAACGCUUUUAGAAAUUGGUGGUGGUCCUAUCAUGUAUAAAGGCCUUCUCCCACCCCCAAUACUAACCCAACAUCUCAUGGGUAUUUGUAUACAGGACAACUUACAAAGAGAUUUUUAUACUGGAUAAACAGAACAACCAUUUCAGAUCCAGUCUAUGAUAUAAAUCAGAAUUUGUUCUGGUUUAGUCACCAGGAGACCAAAAACAGCUAGACCGCAUUAAUUUUACAGAAUACGUUUAUGCCUUAUCGCAGCAGUUUCUCAGCCCUCCCUACUAAGUGCUUUGAAUCACUUCCCUGUUGCUUUGGCUCCUGCGACGAUUUCAUUGGGGUGGGAGAAGCGAGGUUUAAAUUAUAGUCCCAGUUGUAUAGCGGCAUCGUUGUAUUAGAUUUGUUUUCUCAUUAGUUCUGUAUUACUCCAAAGAGAGGGCCCGAAUGCGAAAUGCGCUGUUUUCCAUUGCAGGGGAAGGUAAUAGAACCACUGAAAGAUUUCCAUAAGGAUGAAGUGAGAGUGCUUGGGAGAGAACUGGGUCUGCCGGAAGAGCUGGUCUCAAGACACCCAUUCCCAGGUACAGGUGGUUUCUGUUCCAGGUUUUGAGGAAACUUUGAGCAACACAUCCUUCACAGGGGCCUCCUCCCUCAGUAAGUCUAUCUCCCAGGGGGCUCUUGAUGGUGGACCCCCUGCUCAACCAUGGUGAUCCUUGAUGCUGCCCAGGGCAUAAUCGCAUUAGCAGAAUUCACCAAGAAGUGGAUCCACCGGUGCCCUUCUGCAAAAGGAAAGAUUUUCUGUUCAUGGAAGUGUGUAUACUGUGGUUGGAGCCUAACUGACAGACUAUAGACAGUGUCAAAACUUUGCAAUAGAAACUCUAUGGUAGUCAAAAGCCUGCACAGUUUUAAGUGGAAUCUUUUUAAAAACUAUAAUUUUUACUGAAUUUGUAUGCAAUUCCAACACGGCGUAUUUGUAUGCUGCUUUUCCAUAAUUCAACGGUGCUCAGCGGGUCUCACAACAUCAAAAGGUUAACCCGAAUCACUAACAGUUGCAAGGCGUCACAAAGUUUAAAUGGUCAUGAGCAAUAAACUUAGGGAAACGCCUCCUCUUAUUAAAUGAGCAAUGAAAUUUAACAAGCCACUGAUAAUUAAACCAUAAACAGAAAACCUAGUUAACAGCAAAAAUAAUAACACCUCCAAAGCUAAAUCUUGACCCCAGCAGCAGCCCUUAGACCAGGCAUAGGCAAACUCUGCUUUCCAGAUGUUUUGGGACUACAACUCCCAUCAUCCCUAGCUAACAGGACCAGUGGUCAGGGAUGAUGGGAGUUGUAGUCCCGAAACAUCUGGAGGGUUGAGUUUGCCUAUGCCUGCCUUAGACAAUGCCCUCCCCACACAAUCUGUAGCCAUCCUGAACUGCAGAAACAGUCAAGGCCCUGGCCUCCCAAGCCAGGUGAAAAUCAGCCCGGCAAGCAGGGAGCAGGUCUUGCAGGAUUCACUACAUGAUCGUCUUUCCAAACAAUGCAGAGUAAACUAUUCCAAGCUUGCCUUUCAGCUGAAGAAUGCGAAGGGGUUUGGGCUAUUUGGUGGGGAGGAGAAACGGAAGCCAAAUAUAGGGCAAGGGAGACCAAGGAAGUAGCACAUGGAGCUGGGAGCAGGAGUGAGGAUACAGCCCUUUUCUUUUUUUCAAGUGAAGCCUCACAAUAAGAGUAAAUAGUGCUUCAGACCUCACUGCUGCUUUUGCAUAUGCAAGCCAAGCGUGUUGCAGAUAAAUGGCAGCAUGGCCUAAACACUCAUAAGUGCAGUCAUGUAUGUAGCAUUGCUGAAAUACAACUUGCCACUUAUAUGUUGGUAACCGAUUCCACGGUGCUGUUCCAAUACUGUUUUUUUCAGGUCCUGGCCUUGCAAUUAGGGUAAUAUGUGCCGAAGAACCGUAUGUUUGCAAAGACUUCCCUGAAACGAACAACAUUUUGAAAAUCAUAGCAGACUUUUCUGCGAGUGUUAAAAAGGUAAUUAAUUGUGACUAGAAUUGAAGGGUAUAAAUUCCUAUGUGGAUUAUGAUAAGCCACUGCGAUAGAUAAGCUUGGCUUAAUUGUCCCUUUAUUUCAAUUUCUUUAAGCCACUUGCUGAAGAACCCUCAAGACAUUAUUCUUUCUAGUGCACUUUCUUCCCAUCCCUCCUGCUCCAUAUCCUCACCUUCCCUUCCUGUGUUUCCCAUCAGAUUAUGCUGGCUUUUCCUGUCAGUUCUACUUAAGCCAUUGUUUGCAGAGUAGGCACUCUUUUCUUUCUUCAAGAAAGUUCUCAAGAUGAAUCCCCUCCGCUCCCCAUUUUAUGUCUUCUGUCUUGGUUUCUACCCUUAUGUUCUGAUCCUUCAUAGCCUAGCAAUUUACAAUGGGUUCCUUUCCCCAACCUCUUUUGUAUUAGUUAUAUCAGAUGUAGCUAGCAUGGUGCCCUCCCAGUGUUGCUGGGACUACAACUCCCAGCAUUCCUUGCCAUUGGCUAUGCUGGCUUGGAUUGGUUGGAGUCAGAAUCCAACAACAUUUGAAGAGCACCGUGUUAUCUUGCAUUUAGCACAGGAGUAGCCAAGUGCUUCCAACUGGGAAUGUCUCUGAUUCAGGGGUCAGCAAACUUUUUAAGCAAGGUCCCUCAGACCUUGUGGGGGGCCGGAAUAUAUUUUGAAAAUAAAAAUGAAUGAAUUCCUAUGCCCCACAAAUAACCCAGAGAUGCGUUUCAAAUAAAAGCACACAUUCUACUCAUGUAAGAACACCAGGCAGGCCCCACAAAUUACCCAGAAAUGUAUUUUAAAUAAAAGGACACAUUCUACUCAUGUAAAAAGACGCUGAUUCCAGGACCAUCUGCGGGCCGGAUUUAGAAGGCGAUUGGGCCAGAUCUGGCCCCCGGGCCUUAGUCUGCCAACCCAUGGAUUAUAUAUUUGUACCAUGUGUAGUAGAUGAUGGGUGGCUUAGAAAUAACAAAUUGGACCUUAAACUAACAUGAUAUGACAGCACUGGUCUAGCCACACACCUGGCCUCUUUGUUGAAGAACCCCUUAUUUUCCAACCUCUGCCUUUAUGCAAAACACUAGCUUCCAGUGAGACGUAGCUGAGUAAUAAUCUCAGGUGUUUUGAUUGGACUUUUUCCCUUUGCUGUCCAGCCUCACACUCUGUUGCAGAGGGUCAAAGCGUGUACAACUGAGGAAGACCAGGAGAAACUGAUGCAAAUCACAAGUCUACAUUCGUUGAAUGCCUUUCUGCUGCCAAUCAAAACUGUAGGAGUACAGGUGAGUGCGUUGACGCUGUGGUAAUCAUACGUAAAACUUGCAUGGCUAGAUUGCAGGUAACAAAUUUAGCGUUUUUGGAGCCAAAAUAGAGUACGUCCAAAAUGGAUUGGGAUUAAGCAAUGGAAGAGCUAUUUUUUAAAAAUAUAUGUGACAGCCUCUAAAUGUCUAAAUGGUCACUUCGGUAAGGCUUGGAAAUACUGAAGCAUUCUUAAGAUUAAAUAGCAUCACUCACACUGUAUUCCAUCAGGUUCAGGCUUCCGUUGGAGAAGCAGCAGCUGGAGGCUCAUACAUAUAUUCCUACCAAUUUGCUCACUGCAGACAAAAUUCUGCUUUUACCUGUUCUGCUUUUAUAAGACUCGUUUUACUGUCCUCCUUAUACUGUCCUAUUAUUAUUAUUUUUGUGCUAUUUUUCUAUGCCACUUAGAGAUACUUGAAAUACGUUGGGGCUGAGAAAUGCUUUUCAGUAAAUAAGUAAACAAACAAACCAGUUCUGCUUUCCUGGGGCAGUUCAGGCACCUGUCAGACACAAAGCCAAUUAAAGGCUCAGAACUGCAUGCAUUGUAGCUUUAUUGGCUCUGGGAGAUAGGCCAGUUGUCUGUUCUGGACAGAGUCACAAUCCCUCUGAAAGAAGGGGCUCGCGGUUCAGGGCUGUGCUUGGAUUCAUCUUAGUUGCUUAGAAGCUCAAGUGGCUAGGAGUGCCUUUCGCCAGCUACGUCCUUGAAACGGUCUUGCCUCACCCUGGUGAUUCCUAGAUUGGCAAUUUGAUCAUUGCAAUGCGCCAUGUGUGGAACCCUUGGGCUUGGCCUGGAUGCUCUGGCUGAUUUAAGAUGCCACAAGCUAGAGUUGAUGAGGAUGGGCUUUCACAAGCCCAGAACUCUGGUGCUUAAAAGCUUGUACAGUUGUACCUCAUGUUACUUGUGAGUGUUCUGGUUUGCGAACGUUCUUUGGAACCCAAACGUCCGUCGGGUUCCUGCAGCCAGUCGCAAGCCGCGCCUUGGUUCCCAAUUGUUUUGGAAGUUGAACGGACUUCUGGAAUGGAUUUCGUUUGACUUCUGAGGUACGACUGUACUGGCUACCCAUGUGCUACCAGUAGGCAGGGUGAUAUAUCAAUACAUCGUCCAAAAUUGGUUUGAAGUCUGCAUCAUGAUAACAGUUUCAUAAUGUAUGAUUUGGCAAUAUAUCGAGAAUCACAGUGUGUGUGUGUGUGCGCACAUGCGCAUGCACUAUGUAAAAAAUUCCAAUAUGGGGGAAACCGCGAAGCCGGCCAUCACUUCUCUCGUGGCUCCUGCUUCCUGUUGCUUAUUACUGUAAAACAACAACAGUUAAAGGUAAGUAAAAAUGCAUCAGUUUUAGACCCCUAAGUAGUAGCAGCUGCCAGUACUCCGUUUCCCUCUACAUAGUUGCAUCCUUCUUUCAGACAUCGUGAUACAGGGGUACCUCGGUUUACGAGCUUAAUCUGUUCUGGAAGUCCGUUCUUAAACCAAAACCGUUCUUAAACCGAGGCGCACUUUCCCUAAUGAGGCCUCCCGCCGCCGGUGCCCUUUCACUGUUCAGAUUCCGUUCUUAAACCAAGGUAAAGUUUGCAAACCAGGACACUACUUCCGGUUUUGCGGAGUUCGUAAACUGAAUCGUUCGUAAACAGGACUGUUCUUAAACCGAGGUACCACUGUAUAGGUAUAUCACAAUGUUUAAAACGGGAUAUCGCUCAGCUUUACCUUACUAGUCCUUGUUGCAAGGCCCUUAACUUGGGUCCAGGGUACAGACCACUUGAUGCUUUAUAUUCCUGUCUGAUCCCGGAGGUUUUCAGGGGAGUCAUGUUUAGUGGUCCCCCAUGACCGAGAUGCAAGGCUCAUAUCUGCCAGAAUCUGUGCAUAUUCAGCAUUCUGUGCCUGGUUCUGUGAAGCUGCCCCUUGGCUGACAUCCCCUAUUGAAUUUAAGGCAUUUUGGGUAGGCAUAAUUUCAUCAGGCAUUUCAAGUAAGCUUUUCUGAAUUAAUUUUUGCUAAUUUAAUCCUUUGCACCUCUUUCCCCACAUCUCCAUACACAGCAGUGUGCAAACUGGAGUGUCGAACGGUAUAUAACUUGUUGCAAGGAAAGAACUCGAUGAGGUUUCAGCUAAUGCAAAUGUUUCAGCUGUCGAUUUUGUUUUGCUGCUUUGCAGGGUGAUUGCCGCUCCUACAGCUAUGUAUGUGGGAUCUCCAGCAAAGAUGCUCCACACUGGGAGUCCCUUAUGUUCCUAUCGAGACUCAUCCCCCGCAUGUGUCACAACAUAAACCGGUAUAUAUCUGCAGCAUUUAAAAAAAUACAGCUGCUGCUGAUUUUGUUGUUUGCUUACAUUAUUGCUUUGGUAAAUUUUUAACUUACACACAAGAAGUAAAAAUGAAACUACCGUAUAGAAGAACAUGCUACUGCCUUUCUUGAGUGCUUAUUAUAAAUUGGAGAUGUAAAACUUUUGGAAAUUUUGAAGCCAGCGGGGUGGGGAUCUUGUUUUAGGAUUGCUGGGAAUCGAAGUACAUAUGCAAUACCUUCUUAUCAAACCUAAACUUAUUUUAUUGCUUUAACCACAUUAAAUGCACCAGUUGCAACAUAUUUAUCAAAUAAAAUUGUACUUCGGCAUAGUCAUAACAUUUAUGACAGAAUUGCCUUGACUCAGAAGUAAGCCCCACUAUGUUUAGUGGUGCUUACUUCUGUGUAAGCACACGUAGGCUUGCAUGAAUGUCGUCAACUGCUACCCUGAGUGUGUCUCUUUGAAUACAUGCGUAGGAUUGCACUGUUAGUGUCACAGUGAAUUGAUGGGAGAGAUGAAAAGGUUGACCUUAAGAGAGAGAGGCCACGUCAAAAGCUUUUGGUAUCUUGAAACUUGUAGGCCAGAGACCAUCAAAGGGAGGCCAGCAGCAAUUCACAAGCAAUAAAGGCUCUGUAAGCUUAUCUCAUGAAAAUGGCAGGCACCCUUCUAGGUGGAUCUGAGUAUUGUAUGUGUCAGUUACAGGGCACAGGAGCUAAAAUGCUCUUCAUACUACAAACUCAGAGUAAAGCCUUGUUUUUUAAAGAAGCAUUCCACUCGAUUCAAAAAGAGAAAAUAAUUCGUUCGAAAACCAAGGUACCACUGUAUACUGGAAAGCUAAGUGUCAAGUGCUGCAGGCAUGAGUGCUCUUAACAGUGGGGGCUUUUAAAGCAAGGGAAGGAAGGAAACUUUUGCUUUAGUAUUGGAAUAAAAAGACUGCACAUAUUCUGAAUGUUAACGUUUUCCAAACAGGAUACCUGGCUUUUUAAAUAAAUGAUGUAACGACUGUCUGUGGGAAUUAAAGGCACUGUGCACCCAAGUUUUACAUGGUUGGACAAAGCCAGAAUUUAUAAUACUGUCUGCUAUUCUGGUAGUUUAUAAAUGUAUUGCUUAUCUUUCCCUAACCUGGCACAAGAAGUUGGGGACUGAAACUCCUUUUAGCCCUAGCCAGCGAAGUGCUUGCAUUAUUCAGUUUGCAGUAAACCACACACUCCAACGCUUCAUUUUCUUCCCUCCGUAGAGUUGUCUAUGUGUUUGGCCCACCUGUCAAAGAACCUCCCACAGACGUUACUCCCACUUUCCUGACAACAGGAGUCCUCAGCACAUUGCGGCAAGCUGAUUUUGAGGCUCAUAAUAUUCUCAGGGAGUCUGGUUAGUAUGUGCAUUUGUUCAGUGGAAGGUCAUUGCUUAGUUAUUUGCUAAGAGGUCUGCUGCCCUUGAAUUGCCAUUGGCAAAGACCACUUAACAGUUCAGAAUUUGUCAAGCAACCCAGAUUUUGGUGCAAGACAAUAAAGUAAAAGUUUGCAUAACAGAUGUUUAUUUUGUAGAACCCUGGCUUCAGAAAGUUGAAUUUUCUGGGACACUGCAAUUUCUUGAUUUUGUAGCAGAAAAACUGAAUCACAUGGAAGUGAAUCACACGAAAGUUUUAAAAGAAGCUACAGUGGUACCUCGGGUUAAGUACUUAAUUCGUUCCGGAGGUCCGUACUUAACCUGAAACUGUUCUUAACCUGAAGCACCACUUUAACUAAUGGGGCCUCCUGCUGCUGCCGCGCCGCCGGAGCACGAUUUCUGUUCUCAUCCUGAAGCAAAGUUCUUAACCUGAAGCACUAUUUAUGGGUUAGCGGAGUCUGUAACCUGAAGCGUAUGUAACCUGAAGCGUAUGUAACCCGAGGUACCACUGUAAUUUGAUGCAUGCAGCUCUUAACCAAGAGCAGUUUCUGAAUUGUACCAUGGAGUACAGUCUGUCUUUAUGCUGCUCUUUGUUUUCGUUUGUAUCCUGCCCUUCCUUAGAGGAGCUCAGGAUGGCAAAAUGAGCUCCCUCCCCCUAUUUUAUCCUGACAACAACCCUGUGACAUAGAUUCGGCCAAGCUAGUGAUUGGCCCAAGACUACCCAGUGAGCUUCACGACUGAAUUGGGAGUAGGAAUUCUGGUCUCCCAAGUCCUAGUCCAGCAAUGUAAUUGAGGGAUGGGGGACCUGCCAACCUCUGGGUGUUGUUCAACCACAACUUUAGUCAUUCCUGACGAUCUGCUCUAAUCAGUACACUACGCCGGCUCUCUCGGUCCAUAUAACGGUUUGUUAAUUGCAAUAUUCUUGCUUUCUUAUGCCAAGGUUAUGCCGGAAAAAUCAGCCAGAUGCCAGUCAUCUUGACACCGUUGCAUUUUGACCGAGAUCCCCUUCAGAAGCAGCCUUCCUGUCAAAGAUCUGUGGUCAUUCGGACCUUCAUCACUAGUGAUUUCAUGACGGGUAUUGCAGCGACUCCCGGCAAUGAGAUACCAGAAGAGGUAAAACUUUCAGAAUAAUCAUUCGGAACUGCCUUUUCUUUCUUUGCUAAUAUGGAAACUGUGCUUGUUCCUUUAUUCAAAAUAGUUUAAAAGUUCUUUUUUGUAGCACAGAAAUAAAUCUGUGCUCUGGCCCUCAAACUGCUCCUGGGAGAUGUAUCAGUCCAUCGCCCAGGCCUAUGCUGGACAGUUGUACCUUGUAUCCCGAAUGCCUUGCAAGUCUAAUGUUUUGGCUCCCACACACCGCAAACCCGGAAAGUGAGUGUUCUGGUUUGCAAACGUUCUUUGGAACCCAAACGUCCGACAGGGCUUCCGUGGCUUCCGAUUGGCUGCAGAACCUUCCUGCAACCAACCAGAAGCCGCGCUUUGGUUUCCGAAUGUUUUGGAAGUCGAACGGACUUCCAGAACGGAUUCCGUUCUACUUCCAAGGUAUGACUGUAGUAAGUGUAUGAGCUUCCUCUCCAAAAUGUUUGCCUGAUUUUUUGUUUUUGUUUUUUUGCAAACAAAAUAAUACCAGGCUAUAUUUUAAAACUUUGACGCAUCAUUCCUACUCCUUUCUAGACAGUUGUGUAAAGUAGUCUAAUGAAUACCCUGUGCCUUACAUUACAGCCCCGAUUUAUCCCUCAUUCAGACCAGGGAGCCUGUCUACUUAACUGCUCUUCUCACUUUGUUUUGUUCCUAAAUAAACGCAGGUUGUGUUGAAGAUGGUGGCAGAGAUUAAGAAGAUUCCUGGCAUCUCCCGGGUGAUGUAUGACUUGACUUCAAAACCACCAGGAACAACUGAGUGGGAAUAA
Messenger RNA from Podarcis lilfordi (Lilford's wall lizard), 55901 nucleotides. The record is from the annotation of a GenBank genome assembly. Lineage: Eukaryota; Metazoa; Chordata; Lepidosauria; Squamata; Lacertidae.